UGUAGAGGCUGGUGUUAUGUUCGUUAAACCCAAUGGAGCCUUUUACUACCGUGACUGCUUUCGGGACGGGUCUCGCCGUACUAACAGCAAUAUUCUUCCCCAUAAUAAAUCCAUUCCAUGAAAAAUGUAACAAGGAGGGAAAUUUGAAUGUUACAGGUAUAUAUAGGGGGGCUGGGACAUAUAAGGGUAAUUUGUAUUGUGAUGUACAUCAGACCAAAUGUUAAGAAAUAGAUCUAACAUGCAGGAAGCUUAGAGUUCCUUAAUUUACUUUUAGCAUAAUAUCUGUGUCAGCUAUACACCAGGGAUUCCUGGAUAUCAAUUAUACAUGCUGAUGGGUUGCACAGGAAAAGAGCUUCCCUCUAGACUGUUCCAUUUUUAUUAUUCAAUCAAUGAAUCUGGUAGUUCCUCUGGGCUCCCUCCUUAAUUAAAGUUGCAUUCUGUUCUUUACAUCUUAUGGCAGAGUAGGAGCUCUAUGUGCAGAAAAACCCAGUUGCAACAUUUUAACAAGUGUUUGUAUGUUAUAUUAUUUUUUUUUGUAUAAGUUUGUAUAUAGAUUAUGCACAAAAAUAAUAAAUUAACUAAUGAAUAUGGAAUUCCGCCCUUUGUACUACGUGGGAAGGCGUGCACAUAGUGCAUCAGUGAAACUGAAAACUUGUCUCCAUUGCCCGGGGCUGAUAGAGGCAUGAUCACCAUUUGUAAUGCCAUGUUUUGUGCAAAAAAAAAAAAAAACUAAACAAAACUUUUAAAUCACUCAAAAUUGAUUUAAACUGCUCCCCUGAUUUAUGUUGUAGCACGUGUUGUUUAAAUGUUAGAAAGUGUAAAAGUUCAGCCCCAUGUGAAAAGAUAUUUUAAAUAGUACAAAAAAUAAAUAAAUAUUAGAAGCAUUCCUCUUAAUUGGACAUGCGUUUGACCUUUUUUUUUUUUUUUUUUUUUAAUAAUGGGAUUCACUGUGUCACUCAGUAUAUAGCAGGAUGCAGUGUGGGUGUACGUGUCACUCCGUAUAUAUAGCGGGAUGCAGUGUGUGUCUGUCACUCCGUAUAUAGCGGGAUGCUGUGUGUGUGUGUCACUCCGUAUAUAGCGGGAUGCUGUGUGUGUGUGUCACUCCAUAUAUAGCGGGAUGCUGUGUGUGUGUGUCACUCCAUUAUAUAAGCGGGAUGCUGUGUGUGUGUGUGUCACUCCGUAUAUAGCGGGAUGCUGUGUGUGUCACUCUUUAUAUAGCGGGAUGCUGUGUGUGUGUCACUCUGUAUAUUGCGGGAUGCAGUGUGUGUGUGUGUCACUUAGUAUAUAGCGGGAUGCAGUGUGUGUGUGUCACUCAGUAUAUAGCGGGAUGCAGUGUGUGUGCGUGUCACUCAGUAUAUAGCGGGAUGCAGUGUGUGUCACUCAGUGUAUAUAGUGGGAUGCAGUGUGUGUGCGCACGUGUCGUUCAGUAUAUAGCGGGAUGCAGUGUGUGCGCGUGUCGUUCAGUAUAUAGCGGGAUGCAGUGUGUGUGUGUGUCACUCAGUAUAUAGCAGGAUGCAGUGUGUGUCACUCAGUAUGUGGAGGGCUUCACUGUGCAGAGCAGUGUGUGUCAAUCAGUAUAUAGCGGGAUUCACUGUGCAGAGCAGUAUAUGGCGGGAUUCACUGUCCAGAGCAGUGUGUGUCAUUCAGUAUAUGGCGGGAUUCACUGAGCAGAGCAAUGUGUGUCAUUCAGUAUAUGGCGGGAAUCAUUGUGCAGAGCAGUGUGGGUGUCUGUAUAUGGCGGAAUUCACUUUGCAAAGCAGUGUGGGUGUCCGUAUAUGGUGGACUUCACUGUGCAGAGCAGUGUGGGUGUCGGUAUAUGGCGGAAUUCACUGUGCAGAGCAGUGUGUGUGUCGGUAUAUGGCGGAAUUCAAUGUGCAGAGCAGUGUGGGUGUUGGUAUAUGGCGGAAUUCACUGUGCAGAGGAGUGUGGGUGUCAGAACAUAGCGGAAUUCACUGUGCAGAGCAGUGUGGGUGUCAGUAUAUAGCAGGAUUCACUGUGCAAAGCAGUAUAUGGCAGGAUUCUGUGCAGAGCAGUGUGUGUCAAUUAAUAUAUUGCGGGAUUCACUGUGCAGAGCAGUGUGUGUCAUUCAGUAUAUGGUGGGACUCAUUGUGCAGAGCAGUGUGGGUGUCCGUAUAUGGCAGGAUUCAUUGUGCAGAGCAGUGUGGGUGUCAAUCAGUAUAUGGCGGGAUUCAUUGUGCAGAGCAGUUUGGGUGUCAGUAUAUGGCGGGAUUCAUUGUGCAGAGCAGUUUGGGUGUCAGUAUAUGGCGGGAUUCAUUGUGCAGAGCAGUUUGGGUGUCAGUAUAUGGCGGGAUUCAUUGUGCAGAGCAGUUUGGGUGUCACUCAGUAUAUAUCCGAUUUCACUGUUGUUGUGCAUCGAUCUUGCCACAUUACCAUGACAUUGCUCAUACAAUAUCGCUUUCCUAUGCGACCGGCGGAAUGCGCGCGCAGCUCUUGCCGCGCGUGCGCAUUCAGCCAACGGGGCGGAUCGGAGGAGGAGAGGAGGCAGAGAGCUCCCCGCCCAGCGCUGGAAAAAGGUAAGUUUUUACCCCUUUCCCCCUUCCAGAGCUGGGCGGGAGGGGGACUCUAAGGGUGGGGGCACCCUCAGGGCACUAUAGUGCCAGGAAAACAAGUAUGUUUUCCUGGCACUAUAGUGGUCAUUUAAGGCAAAGUGUGACAGGGUGAAUCGGGGGUGUUGUCUGAUUGUUCAGUUGCACAUCAUGUACAAUGCUAUUUUCUGCAAUACCUAGACAUAGGACACUAAUUGGUUAGAUCAGUGUUCCCCCCUCCCCCAAACCCCCCAAAGUUGGAGUGGAAAACACAGGGAAGAAAAACAAACAGGUAAAUAUGAAAAAAAAAUCACAUUUACCUACUUUUUCUGCCUGCAUUCGCAUUCAAAGGUAUGCAUUUCCCUUUUAACCCCUUAAGGACACAUGACGUGUGACAUGUCAUGAUUCCCUUUUAUUCCAGAAGUUUGGUCCUUGAGGGGUUAAAGGAGCACUCAAUGCCCAUAAAGCACUUUACGUUGCUUACGUCUUGGCUUUCAAUCAGACAACCGGUCCUGUUACUUUCUGGUUGUUUAGUUCAGUGGAGCUAAACUCGAUAGACGAGCAGUGACCCAGACACCUGCCUUGCAAGGACUUCUCAUUGUGCUGCAUUGGGGAGUCUGUGAUUGGACAGAAAAUCUGGGCAGGUCGGCUUGCAGAAGUUGUGCAUACCAGAGACCUGCAGCUUUUAAAAAAUUGUUUUUAUGUAUACCCCCAAUGAAAAAUGUAUCAUUAAAUACAUUCAAGUUUUAAUUGGGUGUAUCUACUAAAUAGUGUUUCAUUUUGUUUGGCCGGUGGAUUGUGCCAUUAAAGUAUAGACUGCUGGAUUGUAUCCAUUUUAAUGUUUAUUUAAAGAGUUACUCCAACCACCAUGGCAACUUCAAUGGUUUGAAGUGUUCGUGGUGGUAGGAGUAUGUACGUACAGUGUUUCUGCUUUAAACACUUCACAGACUGAGUUGUUUUUAAUUGGGUGCUGGAAGAUUGUUGCACCCCCAGCGCACAUGACUUUCCUAAUGUAAAUUCUUUACGUAUUUUACUCUCCUAUCCCUCGCCGGCAGAACAGAGAGAGCACAGGCUUCUCUGUAUAAAGCCUUUUAUUGGACCUGGCGUGGUUCCUGUGACAUCAUGAAGAGGCAUGGAAAGCUUAAUUUUUUUUAGAUGGGGGAGGGACGGGACAAGUUUGGAGUAACUCUUUAAAGGGACACUAUAGUCACCUGAACAACUUUAGCUUAAUGAAGCAGUUUUGGUGUAUAGAACAUGCCCCUGCAGCCUCACUGCUCAAUCCUCUGCCAUUUAGGAGUUAAAUCCCUUUGUUUAUGAACCCUAGUCACACCUCCCUGCAUGUGACUUGCACAGCCUUCCAUAAACACUUCCUGUAAAGAGAGCCCUAUUUAGGCUUUCUUUAUUGCAAGUUCUGUUUAAUUAAGAUUUUCUUAUCCCCUGCUUUGUUAAUAGCUUGCUAGACCUUGCAAGAGCCUCCUGUAUGUGAUUAAAGUUCAAUUUACAAAGAAAGAGAUACAAUUAUUUAAGGUAAAUUACAUCUGUUUGAAAGUGAAACCAGUUUUUUUUUUUUUCAAUGCAGUCUCUGUCAAUCAUAGCCGGGGAGGUGUGGCUAGGGCUGCAUAAACAGAAACAAAGUGAUUUAACUCCUAAAUGACAGUGAAUUGAGCAGUGAAAUUGCAGGGGAAAGAUCUAUACACUAAAACUGCUUUAUUUAGCUAAAGUAAUUUAGGUGACUAUAGUGUUCCUUUAAUGUAUGAUGUGUUUUGAACCCCCAAAAUGGCUCAUCCUUUUUACUCCAACUGUUGGAGACUUCAUUGCUAAUGAUGCUCAGUCAGCGGUUUCAAUGUCAUACUGCCAAUAAUCACUGAUGUAAAUAUUCUCUAUUCUGCAGUGUUCUGAAACUGGAAACCUGUUCUGAUGAGUUAUUUUGUGUUCUUCCUUCCCUCAGCUAUGCAGUGGGACUUUGAAAGCAAACUAUUUGGGCAGCACCUGGCCAAGAUCACCACCCUAAAAGUGUUACCUGGUUUCCUCAAGAAUAAGCACCCUAAAAAGCCACUUGUGUUGUCCUUCCAUGGCUUGACAGGCACCGGGAAGAACUAUAUCAGUCAGAUCAUAGCCCAACAUAUUUAUCCUGAUGGACUGAAGAGCAAAUUUGUGCAUCAAUUUGUAGCCACACUGCAUUUUCCCCACGUUCAACAUCUCGAUAUGUAUAAGGUAUUGAACAGAAUCUGUGUUUAUAUUCACGGUAGCAAGCCUGUGCUAAGAACAAAAUGUCUUACAACAUGAUAAAUAUAGAAUUAAUAAGCAGGAAUUGGAAGCACAAGGGUUAUUCUCUAAACUGUAGCAAAUUGGCAAGGGGAUUUCAAAUUCUAGGACAAAAUAGCCAAACUUGAAAUUAAAGAGGGACAACUUGUUUUGUGCCCAAAAACCUCUUUCCCUCUUUUCUAGAAGCUGCAUAUUGUUGGUGUGUCUGAGUGUAUAACAGAGCUCCACAGCAAUAACACUCCCAGUAAUGUGUUUUUAAAUUACAAUAAACAUGUUUUGAGAUGUCUGUGUAAAUAAUAUAUAUUGUUCUUGAUCUAAAUUACAUUUUAGUUGCAUAAAUUAUUAGUAAGUCACCUAAAACCUCUCAGAAGAGCCUCGCCCCUGGCUACUUCCUUACACCCCAAAAAUCAAAGAAUCCCUCUUUGUCCACUUGAAAUCUGACACAUUGCUUGCUUGCCCCCCUCCCCUCUACUGCUGAGAUAGCACACAAAUCAAAGCAUGCAUACUGUUUUACAUAACUAUAAAGCGUCAACAAUUCCGUAGCUCUGUACAAAUGAGGAGCAUAAAUACCACAUAUAUACCAAACACACAAUACUGUAUUAGUGAUAGGUUUAUUUACUAAAUGGUAAAUUGUAAUGUACUGAAAACAAAAUUUCAAACUUUAGGCAAAAAAUGCCUCUCCCCUAUUUUUAAAAAUCUUCAUUGUUGUGUCUGUGACCCCCAACUUUGUCUUUUUUUCUAAACUUUUUUUAUUUUUUUGUAAAUUUCUGUUUAUUGUAAAAUUUUGUUUUAGUAGUUUGUGAUAAACCAGAUUAUUGCUAUCAAAAUUACAUCUAUAGAUCAACCGUGUAGUGGUACGUGCAGGGACCCAGAAAGGUCAAGUAGUGCAGUGGUCAGUUAACACUCGCAGGUCCCUAUAAAGGUAGUGUGAGACUCGCAGGUCUCGGUAGGUAUAGAUUAGUACACGCAGGUACCCAUAUAUAAAGCAGUUAAAACUGUAAUCUGGCUAUUAUCAUGCGUCGCCAUGCAAGGAGAAAUAUACUCCUCGGUUAACAGUAACACGAGUGGUGGAGUCAAACUGGGUAAGACCAAAGUGCAUUGACCCAAUGGCACCAGGGAGCCCCCUGUGAGGACCAACAAGGUCGAUUUUUAUUUUUUUUAUUUUUUACAUUUUUUUCUAAACUGUCCCACAGCAUUUUAUGCCUCUCAGCUUUAAAUGUCCCCACUCCCCAGCUUUUUUUUUGUCCUCCAGCCUUGUGUGUCUUUUUAGGGUUCUUUUUAUUUUAUUUUUUUGUUCCUCAUCUCUCUGUGACCCCCAGUGUGUAGUAAUGUGGCCUUACAUUUUUUCUCUAGCCCAGUUUCAGCACAGAUUUGAGUGCAGCAGCGGGAAGUGUUCAGUAGAUUUAGACGAGUUAGAGAUCAUGUCAUGUCUUGCACACUGAGUGGUGAGGCUGGGCUUGAAUAAAUCAGGGUAUAUUACCCAUUUUAUCCCACUCACAAAAUUACCUGGGUACGGGGUAAUCUUCCCCCCUCUUCUUAUACCUAUAGUUAUUCUCCGAAGCUUGGCUAUUUUGAAUCCUAAUAGUUGCAUUUGCAAUUACUCUGUCAAUUCUCCAUAUUUACUGGUUUAGUGUAUCCAAGUUUAUAUUUUCCAAGUGCACACAUGAACGAGCGUCCUAAGUUGGGGUUUUUGUGAAGUUGCUGAAUAGACCCACUGUGUUACUUUACGACUUAGAUUAUUAUGUCUAAUUGUAUUGAUCCUGAAGAAUUGACAUGCUGUUCUUCUUUUCCUGUUUUGAUUUCCAUUUUACCAAACAAAGAACAGUCCGUUCCCAGCUAGACAAUACAAAAACAAUAAUGCGAUAGACAAAAAUAACUAGGUUAUGCCUAACAAAAGAUAAAAGAUACUACAAACAGUAUGUAGUUAUAAUUACAUGAUUUUGCUAUUUCAUGACGAAAAGUUAUGAUUUUAUGAAAGACACGGAGGUGAGUAUUGCUUAACCAUUUCUUUACUGUCCACCAAUAGCAGCAAAGAAUACAAACAGUAAGAAAAAAAUGGUAACCAUAGUAAUAGGCCACUCCCAUACCAAGUCCCAGUAUAAUAGUCAGCACCUCCCCACAUAUUUCCUCUUUCUUUAGAGAUGCGACACAAUAACCACCAAACAGGAACCGAUGAACCAGUCCAACCACAGCAGAACAACCAUCCCGAAAUCCAGCUGGACUCCGAUCAGGAACCAUAAACGAACUGGGACCAAUCCAUCAACGAAUAGAAACGCAAACAGUGAGGAGCCCAUCACAGAACAAUCCAUAGACCUCCAGCCAACGUGGUGAAGCCUUGUGGGAAGUAGUGAAGAUCCCCAAACAGCACAGAAUCCACCUGUGAAAACAUAAAAAAACAGGAGCUGAACGGUUAAAUCGGUACUUGACAGAACGUAUUGAUAAACAGAAGCAACACAGUGCCCAUAACGUAAGACAAAACCCACCAGACAAAACAAAAAUAACAUGAUCAGGUCGGAUGAACAUAAGAGGUACUAUAAACACAGAGCGCGUCACAUAUACCUACCAUCCCCUGGAAACAUACCUGAGAGAGAAAACAACAGGGAGGGAUAAUCAAAUGAAAGAAACGUAAAACGGUGGGACAAUACUCGCCUCCGUGUCUUUCAUAAAAUCAUGACUUUUCGUCAUGAAAUAGCAAAAUCAUGUAAUUUUACGUCAAGAUACGGAGGCACAUAUUGCAAGUUUAAAGCUGAUCAAUAAUUAGAAGAAAAAAUGUGAGGCGUAGGCCGUAAGUAAAACUCGCGAAAAGUGGAUUCGCAGGACCAGUCCGCCAUCCUCAUCAGGUCUUCCAGAUGCGCCCCCGAAGCCACCAUAGAUGUGGCUGAUCCCCCUGGAGGAAUGGGCGCUAAAGAUGAACGUAUCCACACCAGCCAGUGACAUUACCCAUUUCACCCAGCAAGCCAAGGUAGUACUGGACACAGGGGAAAAAGGUUGACAAACCAAGAGGAAAAGCCGAGGGGACGGAACCGAACAAUGUGCACACGUCCGAAGCUCACAUUACCGGACACAACGCCGGGGUAACAGGAAAAACUCGGAUACGAAACCGACCGAAUAGCCGUCUUAGUGGGUCUGGAGAUGUUAAAUGACACCCCGUCCGGAGUGAAAGACCUAGCAUCAUAGUCCAGGGCACGGACAUCCGAAACCCGUUUGCAUGAAAUGAGGCAAAAAAGGGAGACCAACUUGGCCGACAACUGUCAUAGGGAGAGAUCCGAAUUGGGAGGCCAGGAAGUAAAAAGCGACAAAAUGCAGGAGACGUCCCAAGUAGCAGAGUACCGAGGCCUAGGACGGCGCGACAGGCGCGAUCCCCAAACCAAGCGGCACACCAAAGGGUAGCCGUCAAAGCCCUGAUGAGCCGAGGAAAUGGCCGAUCUGUACACGUUAAUCGUGCAAUACGCCCGACCAGCCUCAAAUAACGAAGUGAGAAACUGGAGGAUCGCAGUCACAGGUGCCGAAACAGGAUCCAUGUUUCGAGCUAGGCACCAACCAGCCCAAGCUCUCCAAGCUGUCCCAUAUGAUUGUCUAGUUGCAACCGAAACCCCUUGCAUUUCCCAGGGACCCUGGAAAUCCUCCACACGAGCAGCAGCAACGACCCGUCCGACAGGAGGGGGUGUUGUCGGCCUGACGGGUUCAGAAGGAUGUCCUGGUAGGAUGGGAGCAGUCUGGGCACAUCCAUCGCCAGUUCCAGGAGCUGUGGGAACCAUGAUUGGGUCCCCCAGAACGGACUCAGCAGGAUCAGGUCAGCCAUUUGGCGGCGAACUUGGAGCAGGACCUGAGGGAUCAUGACAAACUGAGGAAAAGCAUAAAGGAUUGAGCCGGUCCAAUCUUGCAGGAAGGCGUCUACUGCCUUCACGGCCAGAUCUGGGCACCAGCUAUAGAACCGAGGUAAUUGGGAAUUAAGCCGGGAUGCGAAGAGGUCAAUGGCAAAAGGUCCCCAGAGAGACGAGAUAGCGGAGAACACCCGUACAUCCAAUUUCCAAUUGCUGCUGUCCGACAGCGUGAAAUCCAGUCCGCAUGAGUUUUGUGGAGUCCAGGGAGGUAUUCCGCCUGGACGACCAGAUUCCUGACCAAGCAAUAAACCCAAAAGUCCUUCGCCAAGCAGGCCAGAAUAGCGGACUGCGAAGAUGUUGUCCAUGCGCAGCCAAAUGCAUGCGCUGGCAGUCCCAUUCGCAAAGCUCCGGAGCUCCAGAGCAUUGAUGUGGAGACGGGAUUCAUCGUCCGACCAGCGACCCCCAGUAGUCACACCGUUGCAGUGGGCACCCCAACCAUGGAGACUUGCGUCUGAAUCCACUGUGAACGCCAGUUGAGAAUCGAAGAUGGCCUUGCCAUUCCAAGCUGAGAGGAUCCACCAGGUCAACUCGUCCCCAGUUUCAGAGUCCAGAGAGACCAUGUCCGCAUAGGACGCCCCACUGCGAAGGUGUUUAAUCUUCAGUCGUUUGAGUUCACGGUAGUGGAGAAGGGCUGGGAACACCACCUGGAUCAAUUAUGUCAGUAGGCCAAUGAUCCAUGCCAGAUGGCGCAGCGUUAACUGGGGGCGCGUUAGAGCAUGGCGCAGUUCCUUGCGUAUGGCCCAAAUCUUGGACAAAGGGAGGCUGAAUGAUUCCGCUUCGGAGUCUACGGUGAACCCGAGGAGCUCCAUGCGUUGCGAAGGGGACAGGCAGGAUGUUUCCCAGUUGAGGAGGAAACCCAGGAAAGAGAGGAGGUCUAUCGUCCAUUGCAGAUGCUUUAGGAAGACGGAACACUCCUGUGCCAUGAUGAGGAUGUCGUCCAAGUAGACUAUCAGCCGAACUCGACUGCGCAACCAAGCCAUGGCAGGGCGCAUCAAUUUUGUGAAGCACCAAGGAGCUGCCGAAAGUCCAAAGGGAAGGCAUGUGAAGCGCCAGGUGUCGCCUUUCCAGAGAAAGCGUAAUAAGUCCCUGGAUGUCUCGGCCACUGGGACCAUCAGGUAUGCAUCCUUCAGAUCUAACUUCGCCAUCUCACAGACUUUACCAGGUACCAGAGGUCUUGGGCAUUCUGCCCUGAGCUUAUGACGCACCGCCUUACUGAGGGGGCGCCGUACCCAAUUCUCUAGGUAUCGUGCCAUAUGGUCCGCUGGGAGCCAUUCAGCCGACCUUGGAUGACGGAGAGCAUCCGGCUCAAACAUGGGUUCCCCAGACGGAUCCAUGAGGGUGGAGCCCGCAGUAGCGGGAGCGUCGUUCCGAGAGCCACUCAAAGCCACCCCCGACUGAGCAGGGACAAAAGGAUCAGUGUCCUGCCCGCAUACCUCAUUGUCAGAGUCACACACGGACUCAGCAUCAGCCUCCUCACUAGACCCGAUUUCUGAGUUUGAGUCGCUCUCAUGUUGUGCUCUAGCACAUUUCCACUGCCACACCUGUUCUGCGCGGAAAGGCUCUUUUGCGUGACGUGGGCCCGCUAUUAUGGGUGGUCACGGGUGCACCCGUCAUAUUGGUUCUGGAGGCAGGGGGACGUAAGUGCCUGUAUUUGGCGGUAGUCUUUUUAGGUGCGUCCCCUGGACCAGGACGCUUUAUGUGCGUUGGUGUGGCUGAACUUUCUGCAGCCAGUGGGUGCGCAUGUAAGGCCUGGGAGAUGGUCUGGGAGAGGGUUGAGGACAUAGAGCCCAUAGUAGCCAUAAUGGCGUCAGUGACUGUACGCUGUAGCGCCAGGGAUUGGGUCUCCUCAGGCACAGACAUAGGAUCCAAUGCAGACGUAGGGGAAUUAGAGCUGGAAGAGGGGUUACCCAAAACCUUGGGUAUGUCCAUCUCACCAGGGGAAAGGGGGGCUUGCAGGCACCUUAGAUUUGGGCAUAUUAAUGCUGUGAGAUUCCCCCAACAAAAUACGUUACUGAAAACAGUUAUAGACUAAAAUAAAUAAACAGAACAGGCUAGCAGGAGUUAAUCACUCCAAACUAGAUAUUAACCUUUUAAAGAGGGUAGAGAUACAGAGCUCACCUGGGCCCAGACUGCCAUACAGGAAGAGACACGAAGCAGAGAACAGAGCCAGAUGGACAGGAUGCCAGCAGGCCGCCGGCAGUCUCGCAAGAUUCGUGGCGAAAAAUCCCUUGAAUUCGUCUAGUUAAAGAACCGAACGUUCGGUAAAAAAAGAGACGAAUUCGUGGGAACAAACAAACGAAUGAAAUAAAUAGGAAACAGCCCAUUCGUGUAAAAGUCGAAUGCGGCAAACAGACGAAUGAUGCUAUAUGCCAGUAAAACUAACGAACGGCAUGGGUCCGUGAUAAAUUUAACCGAACGGGCUUGAUUCAUACACGAAAACAGCCAAACAGAUAUGGAGAAACAGACGCAAAAGGCGCCAAACAGACAGGGAGAAAGGAGAAAUGGAGCCAAAAGGCAGAGAUAAGGAGAUAGUGAAACGGAAAAGAGAUAAGAGCAACAAAGGAAAGCUCAAGGGCGAGGGAAACAAAGAAUAAGCCCCCAAAGAAGGUCUGGAACCCUGGGCUCAAAGGUAACAAGCAUAGGCAUAAUACACAAAAAUAAUAGAAGUAAUAAACAGAAGAAAAAAUCUGUUAUAAUAUAAGGAAAUAAAGCAAAAAUAAUAUCUUCAAAACUAAGAACAAUAUAAAUAAUAGAUAAUAAUAAUAAUAAUAAAAAGAAAGUAUAGGUAAGAAAAAAAUAGUCAUGUACUUAUCUUUGUGUGGAGCAGCAAAGAAAGAGGAAAUAUGUGGGGAGGUGCUGACUAUUAUACUGGGACUUGGUAUGGGAGUGGCCUAUCACUAUGGUUGCCAUUUAUUCUUACCAUUUGUAUUCUUUGCUGCUAUUAGUGGACAUUAAAGAAAGGAUUAAGCAAUACGUGUCUUGACAUAAAAUCAGUGUUCGGUAGUAAUAAAUGUCCAUAUCUUCACCAGAAUAAUCUUGAUAUUUUUAAGAUGUAAAGAUCCUUAGUGGUCAUAUGCAAUAAAAAGAGACAACAAGGACCGAGGCGAGUAGUAUGUAUGGUAUUGCACAAAAAAGAACAGAAAAACCAACGGCUAUGGACAGAAUAAGAUGUAACUUGUAAUUAUAACACCUUAAAAGGGCAAUUGGAACCAAUAUUUGUCAAAAAAGGUAAGUAUUUUUACACAAAUUACUAAGUUUCAAUCAAAUUUUGAAUACAAAGAAUUCAUGAAUUUCAAUCUUGUGAUUCAGUAUCUAUUCGAGGUCAAAUUAGUCAAAAACAUAUAAUGCUACUCUAUUUCUCUGGAAGUAGUUCCAGCAAGUCACCAGUAGAGGUCAUCCUCUCUUUAACUCUUUCUGAAAUAACUAAGAUCACAGAAAAGAAGAACCAGAGGGCUAAACAUGGGCACGCACAUAUAAUCGAGCUUCAUACAAGCUCUAGAAAUACCAGCAUACAGUGAAACGAUAUGAUACUUGUUCGUGUCCUCAGUGUUUCCAUAUGUGAUUAUACAUAUACAAUGAGAGAGAACAAACAAAAAUCUCCAAUAGUAUAAACAUGUAAUUAAAGAUUAUAUAUAAUAAUAACAAAGUUUAACCAGAAAAGGUACAUUCAGAUUACUCUGGUUUUCAAGGACGUCCUGGGGAUGUUACCUUAGCCCAACAUCCAGGGUUUUUUACUAUUACCCAAUUUAAUGGUACUCAUAGAUAUCUAUCUCUAUCAAAAAUACAAACAUAAAUGUGGAGCUUGAACAAGCUCAGGGAACACAGCGUGCAGCAGUAUAAUCCCUGUCUAAGGAUGUGUGGAUGGUAAAAAAAUUUUGAGUGAACAUUAAUUAUCUUAACAUUUUAAAAUGACUUCAGAUUAUUCUGAGAAGAUUUGGACAUUUAAUACCCCUUGGUAUUGAUAAUCACCAGAUAUUGGUUGAAUGUAUAUGAUAUCCUCUUAUAUCUUUUGUUAGGCACAACCUGGUUAUUUUUGCCUAGCGCAUGUUUCUAUUUUGAGUGUAGAGGUGCACCCUUGUGUCAGUGUGUGCUACAUUGUUGUCUCUAUCAGAGAUUGUAGCAUUGUAUCAAUCUUAUAUGUUUGACAUAAAAAUUAUACCUGUACAUAUAUUUUGUUUUGUUUUUAUAGGACCAGCUACAGACAUGGAUCAAAAGAAACGUAUCGGCUUGUGAACGCUCCGUGUUCAUAUUUGACGAGGUGGAUAAAAUGCAACCGGAACUCAUUGAUGCCAUUAAACCAUAUUUGGACUACUACGAACAUAUAGAAGGUGUAGAUUAUCGCAAAGCUAUUUUCAUCUUCCUGAGGUAAGGAGCAUAUUUAUUUUGCACUGCUGAGAUGGAUCGGUCACCAAAAUAAUUUCUGAGUAUUGUAAUUUCAACAAAACUUGCCAAAAGUGGAAAUGCAAAGAUCCUGUAGGUGACAGCAGCUUUAAAGGGGCACUAAAAACACCAUACCUUAGAUUUUGUUAGCUGUCCUGAGCUAAGCCUUGCUGUGCAGAGCUACCUCAUUGGCUGAGAACAUCCACCGAUCACUCUCAGCCAGUAAGAUAAACCCUGUUCCUCCGGGCUCCGCUCAGAAAGAGAUCUUCCUGCUCUUUGAAGACUGUAAUCGAGGCAGGUAGCUGCAAACCUGAGGUGAGAUAGUUACACAGUAAUCUAGGUUGAAAAAACACUCAAAUCCGUCACUGGGGGGUUUGGGACACUAGGGCGUGCUGUAGUAGAUAUGGGCCUUGGAGUUUUUCUUUAACUAAAAACAAACCAGUUCUUAUAACAUUCUAUAUUAAUAAUAAAACAGUAACUGUAUUGCUUACUGCUGAACCCUCCAUGCUUAUGGAAAAAAACCUGUAACAAAAUAUUGCUGCUGACUUUUUUUGGAAUGUAGAAACUGACUAUUCAUUACCAAAGAAAACGAUUUCCUAUAUUUUCAUACAGCUAAUGCAGAGCCACUUACAGCCGUCAAGAAGAACAUUAGGCACAGUUUUACUCAGAUUCAAUCUUUGAGAUCCACAAGUUUAUUUGCUAAAUAUUUAGUUGACCAUCAACUUUUUCAAAUUAACAGAGCUAAACAUUUCUUUCAACUCUGUGUUUGUCAGCUCAUCACAGUCUUCCAUUUUAUAGAUCACUUACUCCUCAUGUGAACUUACACAGACGACUGACUACAUUUGAGGACUACUUUUGCAGAUGUCCUUUACAGACCAGGAAUGGUCCAAUAUAAUGAUUUUGACACAUCAGUUCUAUAUAUGCCCUAGAUUUCAGGAGACUGAUUUUUAAAAUCUUAUUUUCAAUCACAGCAGCCCAGUGAGAAGGGGGCAGGGACAGAGAGAGAGGGUGUUAUUUCAUCACCAAUGACAAGCACACCCCCCUCAAAGUGAAAAUAUUGGCAUAUUAGUUUAAUUCCCAUAUAACCCAUGCACGAGAACAAAAGCCCUGUAUUUAUACUGUGCAGCAAAAGUGAAUUGAAUGACAUGCUUACGCUGCGUUUGCUUGUGACUUGCCUCUGGUGUCUCCAAAAGUGGGAUACCAGAGGACAAAAGGAGCAGGGGAUGCAGUGAGUGUGUGCAUAGGGGCUGUAGUGUAUUUAUGUGUGUAUAGGAGCUGUAGUGUGUGUGUAUAGGUGACGUAGUGUGUAUUGGGGCUGCAGAAUAUUUGUGUUGGCAUAUAGGGUAUCUAGUAUGUAUAGAUGGUGCAGUAUGUGUAUCAGGGAUUAAGUGUCUAUAGGGGACCUAAUAUGUGUAUGUAGGGGUGCUGUGUGUGACUGUGUUGGUUGGUAGAGGCUGUAAAUUGUGUGUGGGGUGGGUGAAAUCUAUUUGUGUGUGUGUGUGUGUGUGUGUAUGUGUAUAUAUAUAUAUAUAUAUAUAUAUAUGUGUGUGUGUGUGUGUCUAUGAUUUGUGAGCCUGUUCAUUUCAAGUCGAGUGGAGACAGGCAGGCAGGUGUGCGGCUGGUUCAUGAAGAGCUGAUGGAGGCAGGCAACUAGCUCACGGAUAGGUGAGGGAGGUGGGCGGCUGAUUGCUGAGGCAGUGAAGGAGUUGCCAUCUCCCUGCUCUGCUCCCUCGCACACCCUCCUGUGAUGCCGGGGGCCGGAAUAUGAUGUAACUCCAGCCCUGCAUUACUUAACAGCACAGUAGGGAGCAGAGCAGGGAGAUGACAGCAGCCCCACUGGACCCCAGGGGAAGCUGAACCGCUCCAACUAUCCCAAAGGUAGGGAGGCUGGGUGGACACAUUAAAAAAAAAUAAUAAUAAUUUGUGAGUGUUGCAGUAUCAGUGAGUGUCUGUCAGUGUCACCUUUUUUUCUCACGCCAUGCUGGUGGCGCUGCUGGCCCCACCUCCAUGGCUGAGAUCAAUCUUGAAGAUCUCAGCCAAUCCAAUGAUUCCUGAUAGGAAAGCAUUAGGAGACUAUUGCACAUGCGCAGCACAACACCACGCUGUGCCAAUCAACUCAAAUUAAUGUUUACCUAUAGGGAGCUCUAAGUAGGUGAUGCAUACUGCAGCAUGGACCCAGGAAGCACCUCUAGUGGCCGUCUGAGUGACUGUCACUAAAGAUGUUACUAGGCAACAAUGUAAACCGUUUUAUCCAAAAAGACAGUGUUUACAUUGAAAAGCACCAGACACCAGAACAACUACAUUAAGCUGUAAUGGUUCUAAUGACUGUAGUGUCCCUUUUAAGAAUUGUAUUUUUGACGUUGAAAAGCAUGGCUCCUAACCUUUUUAGCUGGCUCAUAGAUUACAAGCAAAACUGUCUAUAUAUCUAUUUAUUUUCUCAUUUUAUUUUUUUAAGAUCACUUCUAUUACAAGAUCUGGCUCUGUGCUGUUCGACCAUUGCUGUAGUAACUCGCGGCAAUGUUCAGAUCUGCUGGCUUGCGGGAGGAACGUUCAGCCUCCUCUCUUUACUCUAGUGCCAGUGGGUCAGUGAGGGAGAUUUUUGAUCUACCCACUGGCCUGCGAAUGCACACAUCAAGGUCGGCGCUUUGAUAGCAACGCCUCUGCCUGGGCUGUCAGGGGAGAUUUUAUGAUCUCCCCUGUUGGCCUCGGCCCGUGGCCGUUGCAGCCAACUGGGCAUUUGCACGGUUUGCCCAAUGACCAGGCCUAGAAUCUGAUAAAAGUACACUCAUACGUAUUUGAGCCAGUAGUUAGUAUGCGCUAUAUACUCAUAGGUAUUAGGUUGUGAUAUUGGUUACACAUGCGGCAUUACACUAUAUAGAGUGAUUUCUUUGUUUUCUCUUGUAUGUUUUAUUUUGUCUUUGUUUUUUUGUUUUUACAUUAGUACACCCAAUCUAGAUGACAGGAUGAGUGUAUAACUAUACUUCUUCUUCACUUUUAUGUUUCAUUUAACACUUUUAUAAAUUAACUUGGUUGCUUCCCCCUGGCUGUCAAUUAGAUAACAGGUCCAGUUACUUCCUGGUUGUGUUAGCUCCAUGAAACUAAACUCAAGAGACCGCAAUUGCCAAGAGCACCUCCUUAUUGAGCUGGAUUGGGAAGUCUGUGAUUGGACAGACUCAGAAACUCUGGAAGGAUUUAGAAAGGGAGGGCUUGCAUGGUGCUGUAGCCAAGAGAACUGCAUGUUUUGCAAGAUGUUUUAAGAUCUGACUCCAAUGAAAAAAUGCAUGAAUAAAGGCAUGUAAGUUUUCAUUUGUUGUACAUAUACUAAACAGUGAUUUUUAUUUAUUUUUUGUUUGGGCACUGGAGUGUUCCUUUAAGAAGCCUAUCUGUGAUAAUAACUUGUGGUAUUUCCCUACAGUUGUCAAGAACAAAAAGACUUGUUUUACUCUAAGUUCCUGCAAUUUAAAAGAAGACGAAACUGAAACUAGAUUUUCAACUUUGUUGCCUUUUUGGUGACUACUGCUUUAGUUUUAAUACUAUCCAGGAGUAAAAUAAUAGAUAAUCUUAGUAUUUUGUAAUACUUCUUUUUAUUGGACGAACAGAAAUUUGGAAGUAGUCUGUGGGCGACAGCUCUUUAUCGAAUCUAAAGCAUUUCUGAGCAAAACACAUGCAAUUUAAUAUUGAGUUAUGACACAGGAGUUGAAGUGACAUCAGAUUAGAUAUACAGCACACAAAUCUAAUUGGGGUAAGGUUGGGAGGGGGGCAUAAUGUCCCCUGUGUGGCCAGCGGGUAGAGGCUAAUAAAUAAAAUGAAUGAGGGGGACCUAGAGUCUGUCCCCACUUGAGCAGCAGGUUAUAAUAAUGCGGGGGGGGACCUAAUCUUCCUCAGCCCCCACUCAUGGUGACAGGUGGGGACUAUUAAAGGAACACUAUAGUCACCUAAAUUACUUUAGCUUAAUGAAGCAGUUUUAGUGUAUAGAUCAUUCCCCUGCAAUUUCACUGCUCAAUUCACUGUCAUUUAGGAGUUAAAUCACUUUAUUUCUGUUUAUGCAGCCCUAGCCACACCUUCCCUGGCUAUGAUUGACAGAGCCUGCAUGAAAAAAAACCUGGUUUCACUUUCAAACAGCUGUAAUUUACCUUAAUUAAAUGUAUCUCAAUCUCUAAUAUGAACUUUAAUCACAUACAGGAGGCUAUUGCAGGAUCUUGCAAGCUAUUAACAUAGUAGGGGAUAAGAAAAUCUUAAUUAAACAGAACUUGCAAUAAAGAAAGCCUAAAUAGGGCUCUCUUUAAAGGAAGUGUUUAUGGAAGGCUGUGCAAGUCACAUGCAGGGAGGUGUGACUAGGGUUCAUAAACAAAGGGAUUUAACUCCUAAAUGGCAGAGGAUUGAGCAGUGAGGCUACAGGGGCAUGUUCUAUACACCAAAACUGUUUCAUUAAGCUAAAGUUGUUCAGGUGACUAUAGUGUCCCUUUAAGUAAAAUAUGAAUCUGGGGUGGGGGGAGGGUUAUAUAUUUGUAUAAUAUACAAGUGAGGAUAUCUCUCACAUAGGGUUAAGGGUUAAUUACUUUGAUUUCGAAACUAGAUACUGUGAUGUAGAACAUCUCUGCAAUUUACAAAUGAAUAACCAGGCUGCACAUUUUAUAAUAUUUUUCUUUGUUUUUAUAAUUCUUUAUUUUUUGGUGCAUUCAGUUAAUACAGUCACUUGUUGUGCCACAACAGCAAUAACAAGUAGAGUGGGUAACAUCGUUUAAACAGGUUUGUGGAAUAUAGAGGUACUACACACAUUUUUUAAACAGAUAAGUAAACAAGGUUUUCUCUCGGGCUUCAUAAAAACAAAAGGCGACUUUCCUGGCUGACAGACCAGCUUCGUCAAGUGGGCACUAUAACAAUAAAGCAGGCUAGGACAUAAAAUUACAUAACUGAGCUAAACACUUCUAUCGCAGUGUCUGGCUAUGAGCGGUCAUGCCGUCAAUGUAAGUUUAAAUGUGCUACGCUGGGUGUAAUACGAUUAAAAUAGGUAACCAGGGAGCACAGGCUAGUUCCUCAUGUCUGAGCUGUGGAUCAUGUUUUGGUAACUCUGAGAGGCGGACUAGGCAUGAACAAAAAAAACAAAAACACCAACAAUAAUAAAAUGUCGCUUGUCAUAUAAAUGUUUCGAGAGUAUGGAGCCGUCUCUACAUGGCUCACUAAGUUUGGUGCAGGCUAAACAUUCCUGGCUAAGUCUGGCACGUAAAAAUUAAACAAGGUGAAAACAGGUUCAAUAGUGUGAACUAUAACACUAGCUGUGAUUGCAGGGCACAUUUCUAUGUACUUAACAGGCUAUUCUUAAGCAUGUCUAUUUCAGGGUUGAGUAAAGCAAUAUUUCUUUAAUAUGUCCCUGUAUGUUUAUAGGGCACCAUGUGGUGUGGAUACUGCGUGUGUCCCUUGGCUGUUGCGGUCAUCUCUGUAUGCUGCUUAGCCGAUGCCCUGCAAUGGGAGGCUGCAGAGGUGCAAGUGCUUUAGCUGGGUAUGUAAGUCCUUCUGGGGUAGGGCACAGUUCUGCUGUGUUAGUUCCGGUGUCGGGCCCGUUCUCCUAUUGCCAUAGGUACCUGUAGUUGCGUUGCAGGUAGUUGGUGUUUUGUACGCUGGAUCUCCCCGUGUUGUUGGCAGGUUCUGGUGUCGUGAUGGGGGCCUACCUCUCGGAGGUUGCUUAACGUGUCUUGGUUUCAUGUGGGGUUUGGUUGGAGCCUGUAUGUCCCUGCAGGCUGCCAUCACCGCUUGUUUCAGUCUCUUACGAACGGGCGGGAGAAGUCUCCGUCGAUGGCGGUGGCGCCAUCUUGCGGUUACCUUCGGGCGGGAGACAACGCGGCUAUGGCUGGUACGUGUGGGUCUCUUUAUGGGUAGAUUCGCUGGCAUGUUGCCCUGCCGCUCUCUGUGUGCCAGUUUUGCCCAAAAGGCAUCGAAGAUGGCGUCCAGCCGUGUCAGGAUGUCGGUCCCCUCUCUGACGCCAUUGUGGUUGCACAUGGUGUCCGCCAUUUUGUGGGCCUGUGUGGCCAGGAGUUGCUUGUGGGGCCCUGUUUUCUGCAUCUGCGUUUGCCAAGCUGUCUGGCGAGGUUGGACCGGGAUCACCCCCACCGGUCCUGAGGGGGGAGAGCGGGCGAUCAGUGGCUCAGCACCCCUGGCUUGGAGGUGAGGAGAGCGGCCGCCCCCCCCAUCCCCGUCCACCGCAAGUCGCCAUGGGCCACUUCAGGUUUGUGCAUGUGGGAAAUGCUUGUGUCUGGUAUCAGGCGAUUCACCAGGGUGCCCCUAGCUUGGGUAGCGUACCCCGGCAUCUUUUUUGGCAUCAAAUCAGCGGGCAUUUUCCCAAAAUUCACUUUGGCGCUGGGAGCUCCUCUGCCAAGUGACCGUUCAGAUUGCGAGUCAGGCCCUGCCCCCCUUUUCUUUGUUUUUAAAUCAUCUUUAUGGUUAAAACUAAAAACAAUUGAGGAUGAGUGCAUAUUUAAUGCCAAAUGUUAAGUUUGACUACCUGUAACAAUAUUGUUGGCCUCUUUCAGUAACACAGGAGGAGAAGUCAUUUUGGGACUGGCUUUGGACUUCAGGAAAGCGGGGAAGCAGAGAGAAGAUAUUAAAAUGUCUGAUGUGGAACAUCAUCUGUCUCUUGCUGCAUUUAAUAAGAAAGAUGGUGAGUAAGGGCGUAGAGCAUCUAGAUGAGAUUGUGUGUGUAUUUUCUUCUAAAACAUAUUUUUUUCAUCAAGCUGUCAUUAAAGCAAAAGUCAAAAUCAUGUUUGGAAUACUGUAGUAUUGCUCAUACUUGUAGAUAUAAGGAUACCCCAAGCUGGGGAUGCUAGAAUUUCAUAGGAACCCAGUGUGGCGGAUUGCCUGGCACCCAGACAGAGUACCUCUGUCAAUCGCUGCUUCCUAGUACUUGCGAGUACCAUCAGCACUGCACUUGAACACCAUAACUACUGUAAACCCCAUGAACCGCCGAAGCUUGGUUGGGGUCUCUCUGUCCUCCACCCAUCCUGUACCCAAGACCAGAAUCCAGCUUCCAGUAGGUAGACCUCUCCUAGUCCAGAGAGCGUAGCAGGAACAGCUCUUACAAGAGCUUAGUGAUUAUACUCAGGGGAGUAUAGUGAUUAUAGCAAUCCCCAGAGUGUAGUUCUCCAAUCCCACAAACAUGAGCCUAGACUUCAUGAAGGGUAAAACAAGUGUGCUUAAUGGAAGCCACAGCUGGCAUUUUAUGCAAAUCCCCAAGCAAGGUAUACGCCCACAUGGAUCUUGUGGGGGUAAGGGACACAAAGCUGACAAACCAAUCAGAACAGUAAUUAAAUAUACAAUACUCCCACACACAGCAAACAAUCCCUCCCCUCUGCAUGGGAAAUAAUUGAUGUAACUCCAUUAUCUCCAGGCAGAAAAAACAUUUUUUUUAUAAAGUCCCAUAAGUACCCCAAAACACAACAUAUCCCCAUAAAUACAUCCCUGAUAGCCCUGAUCUGGGUGAACAACAUAUCCAAAAAUCACCCAGAUCAGAUCAGGGGUUCAGAAAUUUUAUGGAAGUCAUAGUUUUGCCCAAGCGCAGGCAUGGUUCUAUGCUCAAAAUAGUACCAUUAGAAUUGCGGCUAAGUGCCGCUGGAGGACCGACCGGGAAAAGCGAGGUUUUCAUGACGAAAAUUGUUCCAGGGCAUUCACAGCUAAGUCCCCCUGAUAAGUUCAUCUCUGAUGUCUCUGAUGAUACAUCAGCCAAGGAGUAUCAGGCUGAGGGGAGAACUUGGUAUUGACAAUGGAACUUGAGUUAGGCAGGAAGGGUUACUCUAACCAAAAUCAAUGUUUUAUGAAAAUACUAGUUUUUGGGUGGAGUAACCCUUUAAGUGAGUGUCUUGAUUGACUGAAUCAUUUCCUGUGUUCAAGGGACACUAUAGUCACCAAAACAACUUUAGCUUAAUGAUGCAGAUUUUGUGUAUAGAUCAUGCCUCUCUAUUUUCUCUGCUCAAUUCUAAUUUAAAAGUGAAUUCAUGGGGGGCGGGGCCUGAACGCAGAGCCGAGCAGACGCAUGCAAGCACAGCUCUUGUUCUACAUAAACAAUUAAUCGACCAAAAGGCACAAAUUAGCCCAGAAACGUGAUAAAAAAAUACUACCGGCAGGUAAAUGAAGCCAAACUAAACAGUUUGAUAUCAAACCCAAAGCUACGGACGCCGGUCUGCCGGGAUCUGCAUUCGAGGCCUAACAUGGACAGCAUCCUGUUUGCCGGGAGAGGCGGCCGAUCUCCCGACGCAGGGACAGCUCCGCACUGCAGCUCUUCUGUUCCCAUGCUACCCACCCUCCCCCAUGGACAGGUGGGGGUUAUCCCGGUCCCGUUGGAGAAUUGCACUCACCUGUCACAGGUGUACACUGCAGUUGGACAGCAAAGCGCCCAAGAGGACUCAGGGCUCCAGCACUGGAGACUGCACUUUGAAAUCCGGUUUGAUCAAAUCUGCAGGGCCUUCUGGAGGCGACUACAGCGCAAACCUACAUCCCAAACUCACAAGACAAGCGGGAGCAUAUACCAAAGUCUGUUAAUCAUACCCAUUCCGGGCACAGGAUCCGCUCGGGGAUGCACCCGCUCCUCCACACAAACACUCGGAAGACUCCUCGCAAGCCCCAGAGCCUCAGAACCCAGGUACAUGCUGGGCAACAUACCACCACACUACGACCCACCAAGCGACAUAGCACAAAGCGGCGAAAAACUGGGAAGAGGCGGAGGGCAACCGUACACAACCUGCACAAGAGAACUUGCUACCAACCUACCUUUGGCAUCCCAGACCAAACGCAGGGCAACCGGAGUGACCCGAGCAACUAGAGCAACUACUCUACCAAACGGGACACCCAUCAAGCAUUGAUACCCCCUGGGAGAAAAAUGGAGAUACAGCCGGCCCCAUCAGGUGCCUGGGAGCUUCCCGAACUGGAGGAUUGGCUGAGCCAGAGGCUCUCUGAGGGCAGAGGACUGAGCAUCCACAUUUUGAGUCCUCCAUGCCACUAAUGGACACCAGCUUACCUUACUGUUGCACAAUGCCGUCAUCACUAACCUAUGUACCAGCGGUUAAUACACCUCUACCAGCCGGGACAGUAGUCAUCCUGUGACAAGAGUGAGCUAAAUGUAUGACCUCAAUCUCAGUGACAAUCUGUUUUAGUGUAACUUGUUUUAGUUUACUUUGCUUUUUACUCUGUCAGAUUAAGCAUGCGAAUACUCCCGGGCACAAUGCCCCUAAUCUAAUUUAGAUUAUUUAACCAGUGCUAAUACCUCACAUUUAUCCUGUAAACCUUCUAAAAUCAAGCACUAGCACUUCAUAUUACUAGCUUGAAUAAUAAAUAUGAUACAUGCAGAUUAAGCCAUACUGUGUUGUUUCUUCACAAUUUGUUGAUAAGAAUUUCUGUUGCUUAACAGUAAUAAUUGAUGCCACGUACCUUCCAUGCACAACAAAAAAUAAAGAAUUUAAAAAAAAAAGUGAAUUCACUUUUUAGGUUUUGUUUAUGCAGCCCUAGCCACACAUUCAGACUGACACAGACUGCAUGAAAACAAAAUGGUUUAAUUUUCAAUCUAAAGUAUCUAACUUUAAAAUGUGUAUUUCCUGCUCUGUAAAUUGAACUUUAAUCACACACAGGAGGCUCCUGCAGGGUCUAGCAAACUAUUAACAGAGUAUGAGAUAAGACAUUCUAAAUUAAACAGAACUUGCAAUAAAGUGUAAACAUUAAAUGACUCUUUACAGGAAGUGUUUAGGAAGGCUGUGCAAGUCACGUACAGGGAGGUGUGGCUAGUGUUGUAUAAAUAAAGUGAUUGCCUAAAUGGCAGAGAAUUGAGCAGUGAGACUGUUAACUCUCAUUCUGCACCUUCAGGCUGCUACCUAUUGAGUAAUGACAUGUCUUUUCUAUCUACAGGUGGAUUUUGGCACAGCAGCCUGAUUGCCCAGAACCUCAUUGAUUAUUUUGUGCCUUUUCUACCAUUGGAGCUCCAGCAUGUGAAGAUGUGUAUCAGAAGAGCAAUCUUGGACCGUGGUUACAUUAUUGAGGAAGACAUUGUCUCCAAGGUUGCCAAUGACAUGACUUAUUACCCUAAGGAUGAAAAGGUUUUCUCUGUGAAGGGCUGCAAAGUGGUCUGCACUAAACUGGAUUAUUACCUGUGAUGAAUAGCAGUCUAUACAGUGGCUGGCUAUGGAUUUUAACUCUUUUAUAAAAUGAUGACGGGAUGUUGGCUUUGUGUGCCAAUAUGUAUGUAAGACUGUGUCAAGUGCCACAUGUCCUUGUGACAUUGAAGGCUUAUCACAAACUAAAAAGAUAAUGAACUUUUUUUUGUCCCAUACGACUUUUGCUAAUUAUGCAAAGACCUUGUGAUAAAUUGUAUAUUUGUAAUGGUCUGUCUCAAGUGGCCUCCUGUUCCUCUAAUGCUUAAAUUAAUUUUUAGAAAUCGCCUUUUAAGAAUGAGCACGUGAUGUGUGUACUUUAAAUUUUUUCCCCCAGAAGGAUAGUAGGCUGUUAUUAUUCAUUAUGUCCUGAGAUUUAGCAGAAAAGUAAGGUAGCUCUGUCACCCCACCCUUUUUUUUAUCCUUAACUUUUAUAUGAUAGGCAAAUGUACAGUAUUAUUCUGUACAAAAUCAAUUAAUCAUUCACAGGUUUUGUGUGGAAUUGACGGAAAAUACCUGCUUCGUCUUCAUUUUGAAUUUGUGUGCAGAACGUGUGGGUGUGAGAUGUUUAUUUUGGGCGAACAAUGACCGAAGUAAAGUUGCAACUGUGUAUCAGUGACAGUGAGGGACGGAAGAAGCGAUUGACCAAGGACAUGUGGAAAAGUCAUUUGAAUCAGAAGAUGGCAGACAGAGAGAGGAAGAAAAGAUCAUGGAUGGUGCAGUGGGAUAGGGAGGCAGAUAAUAAUGCCACAACUUUGCCGCUGGGCACAGUCAGGUCAGACAAUGACAAUAGAAGGGAAAUGGAUAUUUACGCGCAGCUUGAGUUUAUGAAGUUGGCAGCCCUGGUACGAUGCAACUCUGAGAAUAAGAGACCAGAUUCUAAUGACGAUCCUAGCAGGACAUUGUGAGUGACUUCCUAAUCUUGUGUUUUCUGUAUAUGAUUUGCCAAAACUGCACCCCAAGAUGUAACAGGCCAAUCCAAAUUGUGCGUGGCUAACUUUUUCUAAAUGCUGUGUUUGCACCUAAAGACGCUAUUAUCAGGUGCUUCUUUGUGCCAAACAUCUUUAGGUCCAAACAGACCAAAUACAUUGAUAUUGAGGUGUAUAUAUUAUGUGAAAUGUGUAUAUUAUAAUAUGAAUAAUAUGUUUUAUUUGUUUCGGUAAUAGAACCAACAUACACAGCAUUGCUGUAUUAUGUGGGGAACAAAACUUACAAAUAAAAUACAAUUAUUGAUGCUUAAAACAAUGCCCACACAGGGAUACAAUCUAACAGGGGACGCACAGCUUAAACCAUGGAAGGUUUAUUCACCUCUCCAACUUGACUCUCUUUGUGUUUCUUUUUUGGUCUAAUGUUGUUGGCUCAUGUAGCUGUUUACAUUUCAAUGUGAAGCGUAUUAUAGGAUUGAGCCCCCAAUCAUUAUUAUGUGUACAUCUUGCUGGCUAUGCUCUAAGACAGAGUGUAUAUUUUGCUGGCAAAUUUCCAUUGCACAAUGUAUAGAUUAAAUAUAUAUCUCAGAUAAACCCAGAUUAUGUGAUUAUCAGUUGCAUACAAAUGGGCAGGUUUGGGGCAAAUCUUCUCAGGUGACAGGAAAGAAAAGUGUGGAGAGCAGGUCUGUGGUAGAGGGUCUUCAUGUUCCUAUGUCUAGUCUGGCAGGGCCACUCCAUUUCUCUAUUCACCUCAAAUGCAGGAGCCUGGAGCAGCCCUGUCAGUUGGACAAGUGGGGAGCAUACAAAAGAGGGUAAGGGGGAAAGGAGUGACACCCACAGCUGGUAAUCGGAAUAUGAAAACACAUACAAAAGGGGGUAUAAGGAAAGCCACAAAAGGGGAGUCCCGGUAAGGAGAGACACAAAGGGGUAAGGUGUGCAAAGAGACAAAUGUUUUUUUUCUUCAGCUUUUAUCAUUACGGGUGGUGGGGGGGUAGUGGGGGGGGAAUACCCUAAGAGUGCCUGUGGUUAUUUUAUAUUUCAAUUUUAGACAGGACAAGGAACCUAAAAUAUAUACAGGUUUAUUAACUAAAGUGUGAAUUGUCAGGAAUUCAAAAGGAGUUUUAAAUUGUAGGCCAAAUAAUGGAAUAUGGAAAAAGUCAUUAUUAUUUCACCUAAAAUUUGAAAUUCCCUUUGACUUCCUGACACUUCACAUUUUAGUGAAUUAUCCAGAUACACAAUUAGAUAUGUGCAAAUGUUUGACGUCUAUAAGAAGUAAAACAUUUGAACACAUUCCUGUAAGUAGAAUUUGUUGGCACUCUCCCCAGCACAGAGCAAGCAAGCAUCCCUCAUUCUGUUCAUUACAGUGUAUUGUGUGUAUUGUGUAAAUGCUACAUAGUUAAUGUACGAUACUUAUUUUGCCCACAUUGAAGGUCAGAAGACUCUGCCAUGCGCAGUUGAAGUAUUACAGGCUUAUGAAGAAGGGAUGCCAAACAUCAGUUGUUUGGACUGCAAUCCCCAAAAUUCUCAUCCAGCCAUUUGGCAUUUGUAGUCCGCCAACAUUAAUUUUUUUAAUUUACACUUGUUUGAUCUUAUGGUGUAAUCAUGUUUUACAUGUCCCUGUGCCUUCUUUUUAAGAAUGUUUACAAAGCUGUAAACUUGAGACUGUUCCUAUUAUCAGUACUAUGAUGCGUUCAUGAGUUUUUUUACCUCUCCUUGCCUCUGCAGUUGGGUUAGCUGUAUAUAAGGAUGUUCAUGUUUUUGCAAGUCAAAUUGUGUGAAUGUAAUACAUUAACCCACACUGUGUGUAUUCAUGGUUACUUGAACAAUGUAAAAAGGGGUUAAAACCAACUUUUAAAUACUGUGACAUCAUUAAAAUCUUGUCUUAGUCUACUGUUCCUGUAAACUUGUUAAUAAAGAAUAUAUAUUUUGACAAGCCUGGCAGAGGUCUUUAUUGAAUGCAGAUCUGUCUGCAUUCUGGCCUUGAAAAGGAUCCUUGGUUUAAUACGUUCUUAAAUAUUGGGAGUUCUUUACUAAGCAGCCAGCUGCAUUGAUUUGACAAGCGAUUUUAUACAUUUGCUGUGUGCCCAAUUUGACUCGUCACAGGGUUCUGUUUUGUGAAUAACUCCAUUAUAUGCCAAGUCCCUCUUUCUUGUACUUUUAUCAUUUUUCUGCAUUAAAAAGGCUGUAUUUGUGAUGGUUUUUGUUGUUUUUAUUUGCCUUAUAGCAUUUGCCUGAACAUUGGAAAAGGACUAAAAUUGACCCAUCAACGCCUGUUGGUUGGAAGCCUAACUUUUAAUAUUCUGUUACUGACUGUCUGCGUCUCUUUGCUGUUACUUUGUGAGUUCACCUUUUCCAUAAACAUUUUAUAGUAUAUCUCCCAUAUAAAGCUUUAACUCUUGAUUCUGUCUCCUAUCUCAAUUAAUAUCUAAACAUAUUUUCUGUGUUGACUCUAGAUACAAAUCUUUGUUUUCUAUGGCAAAGUUUUAAUGCCAUAAAUGGCAGCGAGGCAAAGCAGGAAUUCAACAUUCAAUUUGCUACUUAAACAUGUACAUUCGGAAUCUGACGGAUCGGAUUUCAUCUGAAUUUCGGAAGUUUCCGAAUUUCAGAUUUGGUACCAUCCAAAAUUGGCAAAAAUGUUUUUUGAACAAAUUGAUCCAAAAACUUUUGGAUCCAGUUGUUUUCAUAAGGACUAAAUAAGGGACUUUAUCUAUUAAAGGAACACUAUAGGGUCAGGAACAUAAACAUGUAUUCCUCACCCUAUAGUGUUAAAACCAACAUUUAGGUAGCUUGCAACCCCCGCACCCCCUUAGCUCCUUUAAAAGGUAAUAAAACUUACCUUAUUUCCAGCGCCCCAGAACCACCUCCUUGCUGACAUCCGCAUUGGAUUGGCUGAAAUCAGCAAGGAGGCUGGCCCAAACGCUAGCUUGGUCAAUCGGCACCUCCUCAAUUGAAUCAAUGUAUCUCUAUGAGGAAAGUUCAGCGUCUCCAUGGAGAUGCUGAAUAGCAGUACUGCCCAAGGAAGCACCUCUAGUAGCCAUCUGAGGAGUGACCACUGGAGGUUUUCUUUAGGGGCAAUGUAAACACUGCUUUUUUUAGUUUUUCUUGUGACUAUAGUAUCCCUUUAAGUAACUGAAAAUGCAAAAUAUUUUUUGGGCCUUUUUUUUUUUUCUUAAUUUUAAUCUUUCAGCUGUAGAUAGCUCCCUAAUUUACUAUCCUUACAUGUGUUUGCCAUAAUAAAGGGUACCCAAUUAGGGACUCAUCUACCAAGCAUCUAAAAGAGCAAACUUAAGGAAAAAAAUAAUUUAUUUUUUUUGCUCUUACAGCUUUUUAGUACAUGGCUCCCUAACUUGGUAUGCUGAAGUGGGAUUGCCUAUUUGAGGAUACCAAAUUAGGAUACACUUUAGUAGAUAGCUCUUGGGUGCUGUUGUGCAGGACAUGAAAAGUGAACCUCUACUAGCAUAGCAGCACUUUUCACACCCUUCACAUCUGUUUGCUUAAUGGUUUUAUUAUUGGUUUGUUAGUUGUUUUGGAUUUUUUUAGUGCAAGUAUCCCAGGUCCCUUAUCCCUGUAAAGAUAAUUAUUGCCGUUUUUAAUAAACUAUAAUAAUUACCUUUAAAGAUUAACUCCACCUCUAGUCACUGUCUACCAAACAGCCACUAGAGGGACUUCAGGGUCUUUAGACGACUUUUGGUUGCCUAACUGACUCUGGAUGUCCUCACACUGAGGACAUCGAGCAUCACCCAAAACCCCAUAGGAAAGCAUUAUAGAUUCUUUCCUAUGGGGGAAAUAAUAAAGCAAGCGCGGCCAUUGCCGCGCAUGCACAUGAGGUCACCCUGCCGCCUGAUGUCAGCAGGGAAGGAGCAGAGGUGGAACCUGAACCAGCACUGAGGUACUUCGGUGCUGGCCGCAGGUAAGUGAUAGAAGGUUUUUUUUAACACCUUCUGUGCCAUGUGGGGAGGGGACUAUAGUUUCCCUUUAACUCCAAACCAAUUAAACAAGAUUGUAUUUGUUAUAUAACCUUAUUCCAAGUUUUGUUCACCGUAUCUAACACCGCCUUCUACACCCUUACUCUGUCUUUGUGCUCAGAUCUAAAGGUCGAUGUCAGGGUUAGCAGAGACCUAGAGGAGGAGCUGCGCAUGAACCAGAGUUACUUGUCGGAGUUCCUACAGGAGGAGAAGGAGCUCAGCAACGUUUUGCACACAAACCUAUCCUCGUUAUGGCAAGAACACACCUUUCUGAGGGAAAACACUCUGUCCUUGCUGCUGUACAACCAGACACAACACCUGCAGGCAAUUGAAAAUCUGGAACAGGGAUUAAAGGUCAUAAACGAGAACUUUAGUCUACUGGAGGAACAGUAUACGAACCUGAAAGAGAAUCACCUCCUUGUGCCUCGCAAGAGCAUCCUUCUAGAGAACUGCAAGCAAGGGGAUCCAAAGAUUGCCAGUGAGCGUGGAACCUAUGGUUGGUAGUUAAAAGGCUGUGGAGGCUGUGAGUCUGGUAGCUGGACAAGAAGUGAAGGAUGUACUGCUAGUAGUGAGACAUGCGGUGGAAGCCAUUUAAUGGGUAGUUGGAAAGGCCACAGAGAUUAUGACCGUAAGGGGGCACACUGCAACUGGCAGUUAGACCGAAAGUGGAGGCUGUACAACUUGUAGUUGGACAGGCAACGUAGGCCAUUCAAUUGGUAGUUGGACAGGUAAUGGAGGCCAUUUGACUUGAAGUUAGACAUAUAGUAGAAAUUGUAUGACUGGUACUUGGACAGUCAGUACAGACCAUUUGACUGGUAGUUGGGUAGGCAUUAGAGAUUAGAGAUUGUGUGACUGGUAGUUGGGUAGGCAUUAGAGAUUGUGUGACUGGUAGUUGGGUAGGCAUUAGAGAUUGUGUGACUGGUAAUAAGAAAAGCAGUAGAAACAAUAUGGCUGGAGCCAUACGAACAGCACACACCUGAAAAAUGCUCUGCUAUAUUGAGAGACAGGAAGCAGCCAAUAGCAGAAAUUUAGGCCGUCAUUUAAACAGGCAAAUUAUGAAAAGUAAAGGGUAGAUGAUGAUCCACAGAUGUAUAUUGUAAUCAGUACAGCAGUGUAUAGCCUGAAAACAAGCCAGGUCAUGUAGUUCAGAAUGAAAGCUUGGGUAGCGUUUAUCAAAACAACUGGUGAAAGCUUGUAAAACUCUUCCUCUGUUUAAUACAAAGAUGUAAAACUCAAAGUCUAGCACAGGCCAAAUAAACAAGGUUUAAGUUUAUGUGGGCCGCAAAAAAAAAAAAACUUAAAUAGAAAAAAUAGAAAUGUAGGUUUAUUUUGAAAAGUACCGUAUUAAAAAAAAUAAAAAUGCAUCCCCCUAUACUAAAUCCCAGCACCCCCUCUAGCCAACAAGCAGACUCCACUCACAUUGCCGCUGCCAGUAUGUGACUCCGGAAUCCGGCCUCUGGUAUACCCCAAAUGGCACCGCCCGCACCAUGUGCCAAAGCGGAUCCUCCCGCUACUUCUUGAAACCCUGUGAAGGUGGAGCACGUAGACGUCACGUCGGAAUGUGAUGUGGCAUUGCGUGACUCCGUGCACCUCCAGGUACUCCACUGUCCAGCCGCGGCAAUCGCAACACUAACCGACACAGACACACUGACUGACAAACAGACAGACACACACUCACUGACAGACACACACACACACAUUUACACAUUUUUGCACACACUAACAUAAUUUCCUGGGGUCCAGUGGGGAUCUUCUAUCUGGAGCUCAGCCUUCCUACUCCUCACUCCUCACUGCUCCCUCGCGUGCAGUUUAAUGAUGCCGGGUGCCGGAAUAUGACAUCAUAUUCUGGCACCCGGCAUCACUUCAGACGGCGCGCCAGGGUGCAGGGAGGAGCAGGAAGGCUGAGCUCCCUCACUGCAUCCACCUUCCUUUCCUCCUCAGCCGGGUAAGUUUUAGCAGAGUAGGCACCUGCAAUGUUAAGAAAGGUGUCUUCUCUGCUUUAACACGAAGCAUGUACUCGCAACUCGCCAGGCCACGAAGAGGUCCAAUGUGGGCCGCGAGUUUGACAUGUUUGGUUUAAUAGAUUGUAGUUUUAAAUGAAUAGUAUUUGGUUCCUUAGAUAGAAGGGAGUCUUUAAAAGGACCCUAUAGUCACCAGAACAACUACAGCUUAAUGUGGUUGUUCUGGUGAGUAUAAUAUGUCCCUGCAGGCAUUUUCAUUUAAAGAGAAAAGGCAGUGUUCACAUUGCUCCCUAGGAACACCUUAAGAGUCUGGCACUCAGACUGCCACUAGAAGUGCUUCCUGUACACUCUGCAUGGAGUUGAACGCUCCUAAUAGAGAUGCAUUGAUUCAAUACAUCUCUAUGAGGAGAUGCUAAUUAAUGCAGCACUGCGUUUUGCUGCGCAUGCACAAUAGCCUUCCAAUGCUUUCCUAUAGAAAAGCAUUGGAUUGGCUGAGAUCAUCCAGUUUCAUGAUUUCAGCCGAGGAAGUGAAGUGGGUCCGGAGUCAGUCACGACGAGACCUGGGCAGCCCUGGAAAAAAGGUAAAACACCUAUAUAACCUGAAACAAGGCGGGCUGGUGAUCUAAACUGCACUAUUAGUACUAUAGUGUCAGGAAUACAUGUUUGUAUUCCUAAUACUAUAGUGUUCCUUUAAUUACUUUUUCUUCCAAGUGGCAACAAUUUAUCUUUAUCUGACAAGAUUAUUCACUAAAUUGUGACUUGUUAGGAAUUAAGAAUGAAUUCAAAGUGAAUUCACAGUACAGGUCAAAAUAGCCAGAUUGGGAAAUUCUGUGAGUCAGCUUUGAAAAUCACUUUGAAUUGCUCACAACAAUAAUUCUGUAUGUAUCAAGUGUGUGUCUAAGUCAAAUCAUGUGUAUUUAGGAAAAUAUCAAUCCAUCUAUUGCAGGUAUGGUGUGUCCCUACUGCUCCCCUGGAUGGCAGCUCUUCAAUAUGUCCUGUUAUUUGCUGUCCUCGUCUGCUCUCAGUUGGCAGGACAGCAUGCAAUGGUGUCGCAGGAAAGGAGCCCAUCUGGCUGUGAUCAACAAUGCUGAGAAGCAGGUAGGAUCCAUGUGUUGUAAUAACUACCUAUUCUUGGGGUCAGCGCCCAAACUACCCUUACUUACAUGUAUAACAACAGUACCCCAGCCCCUCAAAACCCAACAAAUAAUUAAACGUGGUGUAGAUGAAAGAACAUGAACCGAAAAGUAUAGGAGCAUAUGUUUUUAUACGGGCAAUUAGCAUGAUUUUAGGAUGCAUAAGAGAAUAUCCACAUCUCUCUGGGAUAUUGGUAUGUAUAGAGGGUGCAGUUGCCACAUUUGUGUGGAGUAUCAGAAUGUAUAGAGGGUGUAACAGUGACAUAUGGCUAUGGUAUCAGCAUGUAUAAGGGGUAUAGUAGCCACAUGUGGCUGGGUAUCAAUUUACAUAGAGAGUAUAAUAAUCACAUCUGGCUGGGGGUAUGAGUAUGCAUACUAGCUAUAUUAAGUCAUAUAGAUAUGUGUGUUUCAUUUAUAAUCGUUCUUCAAAUAAGUCUGGUUAUCCAAUAAUAAUCACCAUUCUUCAUAUCUUUUCUAUUCUAGUAUUUCAUGCUGGGGUUAGUGAAGAAGACCUCCUGGAUUGGACUAUCAGAUCGUGAUUUGGAAGGAGAUUGGCGCUGGGUGGAUGGAACCCCUUAUGAUAAAACUACCACGUAAGGGACAUGGGAGGGGUAGACUUUAUGAGAAGAGGGUCAUAAAACUCUCAGCUGGAAAUAAGACUUUGACCAUUUAUUAAGGGAGAAACACUCAUCCAAAAGUACCGGUUCUGAUUAAACCAUUAGCAGUCAUUAUGACGAAGACACACUUAAUUUAGUUUUCCAGUCAUUUGAGAUAGCUCACAGGUACACCUGUGCUAAGUGUCCUAUCUGUAGUUAACAUUUCUCAGAUAUUGUCUUUGUCUAUAGUCUUUACAGCUUACAUAGUUCCUGUGCUAAUAGUUUAAUCUAUGUCUUUGUAGAUUCUGGAGUUUGAAGCAGCCAAACAAUGCCGGGAACGAAGAUUGCGUUACUCUGUCUCCUGGCACAGGGUGGAAUGAUGACAAAUGUUUUAAAGCAUAUAAUAUAGUAUGUGAGCAUAGUGCCUAUCAGCUCAGUCUCAAUGGGGACAUGCUCAGUAACUAAGUUUCCAAACCCACUGAAUGUCAUUAACUCCUUCUCUACCAAGCGUUUUGUAAAAAAAAGAAAAACCCCUCCGGAAUCUGAAGUAAUUUGGGUGUCCUGGGAAGUAAUGUUUAAAUGUAUUUUUCAUUUCAGUAUGCGUAGAUAGCACAUUAUUAAAUGGAAACAAAUAUUUUGGUUUGACUGAAAAACUUUUAGAAAUUAUUUAACAAAUAAUGAAGUAACAGGCAAUGAAAGAGUGUUGUAAAUCAAUAUAUACGUAUAAUAUAUGUUGUCACAUUGCCAUGAUGUUGCUUCUUUGGACACGGACACACACACACACAUACAUAAAUACACUGAUUGAUGCAUGUAUAUACACACACUCUGAUACACACUAACACAACUGCCAGAAAAGACAAACACACACAUAUUCACUGCUGCCACACAUAGAUGCAUGUUUUCAGACUCACACAGGUACACAAAUACAGAGACACGCAUACACACUCACACAGACACAUACACUGCCAGUAACACACACUGACAGACAUACAAAUUUACCCUGGUUUUGUAGUGGUUAUAGUCUGUUGUAAUAUUUGACCGCAGACAUCAUACAGACUGUCAAGCAUGAGCGACUUCCCUGCUUCAUUAUGAUGUGUAGUGUCACUUCACAUAGUAAUGGAGCACGGAAGAGUGCACUGCCUGCUGCCAGGCUCUACAGCAUGCUAUCACACAGCCCUCAUGCAGCUCUGCAGUGCCCUACCAGCCUCAGCCACCCUCCUAGUACCUCUUCCUCCUGGAGGGAGGGUGGCUUUCUCAUUGACCUGAGAGCAGAGGAGAACUGCUAUAGAGAGCUGAACAGUCUCUCUGUUUUCAGCUCUGUGAAGCUCAUAGCAUAAUGGCUUUUGGUGCCACUGUGCUGUAGUUCCAAGACUGUUUAAAGGCAUAAUAUGCAAAUGAUAUCUGUUUGCAAUAAACUAAUUUGAUUUCCAGAUAUGCAAAUAGUGUAUACACAAUUGCCAGGUAUGAAUGCAUGUCAUGGCAAUCAUGUAUACACGAGUGCCGAGGUGAAGGGGUUAAUGAUGCCUCUACUACCUGUCCAGACAGUCCAUAAUUACAGCCAGUAUACUUGUCAAAUUUAUUUUGCUACACAAGUGUUAUUUACAAAUCCAGGCAUUCUGAUAAGAAUUUACCACUCUAAUGGUUAUUCACUAAAGUGAGAAUUCAGAGUAGAUAACCCUGUCUGAUUCUGAGCUUGGUAAAAGUGGCUGCAUGAACACUAGAGCCUGCUCAACAAGGACAUAGCCAAAUUACCCAUAAGAUGACCUAAAUAGGCUGCCUAGUGCCAGAGCCAAACCAGCAUGAAGAUUCUUGACCAAUGCUGCAUUGAAAAAAAACUGUAAUACCAGCUGAACUUACUAUACAUUGAUCAAAGUAAAAUAUUUUUAUCGUGAAUAUAUCGUGAAUAUAUUUCUUUGUGGCUCAUACAUCUCUAGAAGAUUUCAUUCCCUUCACUUGGUUGAUGACGGACUCUAUAACAACAACUUAUAGGGGUGGAUGUGCUAAUAUUUGUUUCAUAUUACCGACACCCAAGGCACUACUACCGCCUAUACAUUGAACACAUUCCUCUCUGCCAGCAAGAGAAACUCUAGAUUAGGUUAUUGAAUUGCCUGUCUCCACUUCAUCAGUAUUUCCAGUGCUAGAACUUUUCCAUUUCUUAUAAUAUUGAAGAAUAAAACGCAGAUGACUUAACAUGUGCACACAGAACAAAGCACCAUAACCACUACAGAUCACCAGUUCCACAGAUAAUAAAAGUAGUUUUUAAGACUUGGUUAACACUGCAAAUAUAAGUAAAUGCAUACAUUUUUGGUAUCUUUUAUAUGCAUAAAAAAUUCUAUUUUGUUUACAUAGUUUGCUAUUAAGGAAGCCUCUGUCCAGGAAGAAAUUCAAGAGUUGUUCAUGGAAAUGCUUUAAAUUUGUUCCUGCAGAAGAUACAUCUUUGUGCCUAUGUUUGAAUAUUAGAGUGCAGGUGGAAUUGCAGAAUGUAAACUUAAAGAGUCAAAAAAGGAAGAGGGAGGGAUUAGCAGAGUUGGAUAAUUUCUCUAUUUUGGAAGUCCCCUUGCAAUCUCCCAUAAUUCCUAUCUUUGUGAAUCAAUGCCAGUGUUUUGGCCAAGUGUCAACAAAAAAUAAUUUAAAGAAAAUCUAUCACCUGCUAUUGUGUACCUUUAAACUUACAUUUGAAACUUUGAAAUUUGAGAUACUAUAUUUAUUUUCAAACAUGAUUAAUAUAUUUUGAGAUUUUAAAAUGUAUUAAUUUAUUUUGUGUCUUUUCAUACAAAUGCUGAUUAUAUUUCACAUUUGUCAUAAAUAUUCAUUUCAUUUCUGUUUUAUUAAACUCAGCUUCAAAAACUUACUCUGCUAUUUGUCCUUAUUCCCAAAUACUUUUGAGCAUAUUUGAGUUAAAAAAAUAUUAACUCUUAUGGUUAUUUAAUGACUCGAUUAUUCAAUAAAAUGUGAAAUGCUGUGAAUUCAUGUAGGGUUAGUCACUAAACUCUGAAAUAGUUAAUUAAUCCAAAUCGCAAAACGCAGACUAAAAUAGUUGCCCGGAAAAGGUUCUCCAACGCCACUAUUAACUCUAAAAUGAAACUCAUCAGGAUCAGCAAUGCACACUAAAUUAGACAUCACAACAUAUAUGCUUCUGCAUUAUGCAAUGGGGAUGAAAUGUGUCUGUGUGUGUGUAAUGGGGAUGCAGUGUGUCUUUGUGUUUGCGGAGGAUGAAGUAUGUGGAGUCUAUAUGUUUGCUGGGAUGCAGUCUCUCAGUGUGCGUCUGUGCGGGGGACGAAGUGUGUCUGUGUGUGCAGGGGACGGAGUGUAUUUUUGUGUGUGCUAGGAAUGCAGUUUGUCUGGGCGUGUGCUGUGGAUGUAGUGUGUCUGUGUGUGCUGGGUGUGGCAUAUACCACCUAAUUCGUCAAAAACUUUCUAAAAGACUGUCACUUCCUGUGGCUCUCCCUAACUUCUCCUCCAUAUAGCUCAGCAGAGCUCACGUCUCCCCCUUCGCCCGCUGGCAGCCCUGGGAGCCGGAGUAACCGCAAUGCCCUCCACGAGACCUGGCCAUGUUUCUGCUGGAACUCCGGCUCAGCUGUAAUUAUCACCUCUGCCCGGUGAAGUUGCUCCACUGUUUUGACCCCCUUUUCAGAGAGCUAGGAUAGCGCUAUUUUGAGGGGAGGUACAAGGUAUCUCUAGAAACAAUCAUUCCCCGAGAGCCCCCAUUCUUCAGCCCCUGUUAAAUGACCAGGUCUGAGGUGCAACCGGUAUAGAACUAUUUUCAGCUAGGAUUUCCUUGGCGUGGCGUUUCAAAAAUUCAACUCUGACUAUCUGGAGAAGUAUCAUGUGUGGGAGUUCAUGCCUGGUAUGCGGUGAUUUUGGAGCAUAUUGUAUGUUGGGCUUUUCUGUGCCUGGGAGAUAAUUUGUUUAACCGGUGGAUGUCACAACUCUCUCCCAAACAUAGAUUCGCCAGAGAGGGAUCAGCUAUACUGUAAAUUAAAACCUCAUGUCGGGGUCAGUGUAUAAAAGGCUGCAUUAUUCCAAAUAAUGCUGUUGUUCUUCCCAGCAUAAUGUGUCAUUUGAUGUCUGGGGAAAUAGACUAUAAUUAAUAAAGGCCUCUUCUUCCAGCUAAGAGGGAAUCCAAGCAGAGAUAUUAGGCUGGGAUAUAGGAGCUGCGCUACACUGGGGAUAUAGUUUGUGUGUGUGUGCUGGGUUGCAGUGUGUAUCUUUGUGUGUACCGCAUCUGCGGUGGUGUGACUUCAGGCUGAAGUGGAGUCUGGACUCCUCACGUCCCCACCGCCGCAGCUGGCUGAGUCCUGCCCUUCUCCGACCCCCGUGUUGCCCUGUGGGUGGCCAGCAAGCAGAUAGCCAGACACGGAGAGGACAGGAGCAGCCCUGCCGCAAAGUAUUUAAGUAUAGUAAGCCACUGAAGUUCCGGCACGCAUAUUUUUUUUUAUUAUUAUUAUUUUAUGCAGUGAUAAUAUAUUCUGGAGUACAUAACCAUGGACAAACCUGUGCACAAAUGCUCUUUAGCUGGUACGAACAAAUCAAAUUCUUUUCCACAUAUGCCAGAGACGAUCUGUCCAGAAUUUACCCGUGGAGUCUUAUUGAUUCAUAAGGGAAAGCAUUGGAUUGGCGGAGAUUGUCAAUUCUGAUUAUUUCAGCCAAGGAGGCGCAUCAGGGAUGAAGCCAGAGCCGGCAGACGUGUGGUGCUAGAAUAAAGGUAGGUUUAUUACCUUUCUAAGGGGAGGCCAGCCACCUACAUAAUGUUUUUAACACUAAGGUCAGGAAUACAUAUUUGUACAUUUACAUUUGAAACUCAAUUUGAAUUUUCAUUAUCCCUGUUAAUUAUUUGUGCCAAAUAUUCACCUAAAAUUUGAUGUAAAAGUACCAGUGACAUUUAGAUAAAUUUCCCUCAAAGUGUUCCUGCAAUUUUUUUUUUCAUACACUAGCAACUAUAGUAUAAAAAAAAAGAAAAAAAAGAAAAAAAAGAGAGGCGUAUUCAUAAUCUUGCGGGAAGAAAUGUCAGAAAGAAAAGGAUUACUCUUACACCUCUUCAGCGUCAAAAUAUUUAAAAGGACAGGAGGCUGAACAAACGUGAAGGGCAUAAACAGAAAAUGCAGCAAAAUAUUGUUUAUACGUGACUCUUACAGGGUUAUUCAGUAAAGUGAAAAAUCUAAAUGAAUUUCAAACUUAAAGCUAAAAUAGCAAAACUGAAAUCAGAGAUGACUUAGAGGACUUUUCCAGUUCUGCUAUUUUGUCCUUAAAUCUGGAAUUCUCGUUAAAGGAUCACUAGUGUCCUGAGGGUGCCCCCACCCUCAGGGUCCCCCUCCCAUGGCGUUGAAGGGGUUAACCCGUCUGACGUCAGCUCCCUAGUGGAGCGGAAUGCGCAUGCGCAGCAAGUGCCCCGCGCGCAUUCAAAAUGUCCAUUUCUCAAUGCUUGCCUAUGGACGCUCUGCGCGAUGCAUCCAGCAUCGCAGAUGCGCCUCUAGCGGCUGUCAGGAAGACAGUCACUAGAGGCUGGAUUAAACCCCAAAUGUAAACAUAACAUUUUCUCUGAAACUGCUAUGUUUGCAUCUGAAUGGUUAAAACCUGAGGGACCUGGCACCCACACCACUUCAUUGAGCUGAAGUGGUCUGGGUGACUACAGUGUCCCUUUAAAUUCUCACUUUGGUGAAUGACGUUGUUAUUGUCUAUAUUUUGCAAUUCGGUUUCGAUUUCCUGCAAUGUUUUUUUUCCCCUCCACGUCAUGCCAGCACAGUGACGGGCUCGCCGUGCGGCAGUGCCGUAAAGAGAAGUCGCGGUUGUUGCUGCGAGCUGUCAGAUGGUCUAUGGCUGCGGAGCGGGGACCGAGGCUGCCCUCGGGGCGCUGCUUGGUGCUCCUGGCGCUGCUGUUCGGCUCUGCGAGGUGUCUGGAGCCCAUCACCACGGGGAUCGCCAUAGCCACCGCCUCGGCCCUCACCGGCUACCUCAGCUCCCCGCGCUUUUACUGCCGGUUUGCGGAGUGCUGUGAGGAGGACCGGCCGUUCAAUGCUACCGGUGAGAGCCCGGGGGCCGGGUGGGGUCAGGGGGGAGAAAGGUAGACCCUCAGCCACAGCUGGUCCAGGGCUACAGGUGCAUGAGCGGCCAUACGGCUGGCAAUGGCUCAUGGGAGUUGCAGUUCAGCUGCAAUGUUUACCCUUUUGGGCACCAUUACUUUACAGAAAGGGCCGGGGUCUGUGAAUUUGGUGGCCAUGCUUUAAAAAAGGUAAAAUAAAUUAAUCAACUACUGGAGCAGCUAUGGAUUACAACCCCUUUUUCAGCGUCUGAAGCUUGCUGCCUGAGCAUGAUAGGUCAGAGGCAGCUGGAGUGCCAGUUCUUUUCACUUAUUGCUUUUGCGGGUGGUGGGGGUUAUUUUUUUUAAUUUUAUGCAGUGCUAAUAUAUAACCUUGAGUGCAUAACCAUGGACACAUUUAUUUAUUUAUAUAUAUCUCAUAGGUCAUAUAACUUGUGUGAAACAAGGAAGGAAUGUACAAACAGAUUGUUAGACAAGGUGCACAUUUAUUUAUUUAUAUAUACUAUUUCUGGCUAUUCUCAGCCAGCCUGCACCUUUCAGUUUCGGGCACAUAUUCUGCUAUUUAUGACCCCCCUCCCGCUAUCAUCAGUUGUUUUAAGUGUUAAACUCCAUCAGAUUGAUCAGUAUUGCUUCAGACCUGAGAAGGACAGGAAAACUCUCGAAAGCUUGUCUUUGAAAUAUUAUGUUUGUCCAAUAAAUAUAUAUAACUUGUUUUCUGAUAGGCCAGUGUACAUGUUAUUUACUAGACUUGUGUACAGAUGUUCUCCAGCUGGUACAAACAAGCCAAAUAACUUUUGAUCUGCGCCUGAGAAAAUCGAUCUGUCCAGGACUAACCUGUGGAGUCGUAUUCAGUCAGUAAGACUCCACAGGUAAAUCCCGGACGAGUCGUCUCACUCUGGCAUAUACUGAAAAUAAUUUGAUUCGUUCAUACCAGGUGAAGAGUAUAUGUGCGCAGGUUUGUCCCUGGUUUGCACAACAGGAUAUAUAAUCACUGCAUUAAGUAAUAAUAACAAUUUUUAAAAAUCGCUUCCCUCUUAUCCAUGUCAUUGUUGGGAGCUCUAUGAGCAAAAAAGUGAAAACAACUGGCACUCCAGCUGUACUCCCCUCAGUUCCAUCUGCUGAGCUUUGUGGGUGUUGCUCACCGUGUAACACCCACAUUCAGUCUGUCUUCAGCUCUUCCUGCUGUGAUUUGCUCUGAUUGGGGUCGCUUCCUUGCUUACUAUAGAACAUAUAGGUGAUACUCGAAAAAAUAGGAUAUUGUGCAAAAGUUCAUUUACUUCAGUAAUGCAACAUAAAAAGGGAAACUAAUAUAUGAGUUAGACGCAUUACAUGCAAAGCAAGAUAGUUCAAGCCGUGAUUUGUCAUAAGUGCGAUGAUUAUGGCUUACAGCUCAUGAAAACCCCAAAUCCACAAUCUCAGUAAAUUAGAAUAUUACAGGCAAUCACUAAAACAAAGAUUGUACAUAGAACAAUAUUGGACCCAUGAAAAGUAUAAGCAUGCAUAUGGACUCAGUACUUGGUUUGGGCACCUUUUGCAGCAAUUACUGCCUCAAUGCGGUGUGGCACGGAAGCGAUCAGCCUGUGGCACUGCCGAGGUGUUAUGGAAGACCAGGAUGCUUCAAUGUCGGCCUUCAGCUCUUCUACAUUGUUCGGUCUCAUGUCUCUUAUCUUUCUCUUGGCAAUGCCCCAUAGAUUCUCUAUGGGGUGCAGGUCAGGUGGGUUUGCUGGCCAAUCAAGCACAGUAAUCCCACGGUCAUUGAACCGUGCUUUUGGCAGUGUGGGCAGGUGCCAAGUCCUGCUGAAAAAUGAAGUCAGCAUCCCCAUAAAUCUUGUCUGCGGAAGGAAGCAUGAAGUGCUCCAAAAUCUCCUGGUAGUAGGCUGCGUUGACCCUGGACAGUGACUGUGGACCAACACCAGCAGAUGACAUGGCUCCCCAAAUCAACACAGACUGUAGAAACUUCACACUGGACUUCAAGCAUCUUGCAGUGUGUGCCUCUCCAUUCUUCUUCCAGACUCUGGGUCCUUGGUUUUCUAAAUGAGAUGCAAAAGUUGCUCUCCUAAGAAAAAGAGGAAUUUGGACCACUGAGCAACAGACCAGGUCUGUUUUUUUUCUUUAUCCCAGGUAAGAGGAAUACGACAUCUGAAGCCCAUUUCCAGGAUCCGUCUGUGUGUGGUGGCUCUUGAUGCACUGACUCCAGCCUCAGUCCACUCCUUGUGAAAGUCCCCAACUCUUCUGAAUGGCCUUUUCCUGACAAUCCUCUCCAGGCUGCGGUCAUCCCUGCUGCUUGUGCACCUCUUUCUUCCACACUUUUCCCUUCCACAUAACUUUCUAUUAAUGUACUUUGUUACAGCACUUUGGGAACAUCCAACUUCCUUCCGAAUUACCUUUUGAGGCUUUCCCUCCUUAUGGAGGGUGUCAGUGAUGGUUUUCUGCACAACUGUCAGGUCAGCAGUCUUCCCCAUGAUUGUGAUUCCUACUGAACCAGACUGAGAGACCAUUUAAAGGCUUUUGCAGGUGUUAUGGCUUACUUAGCUGAUUAGAGUGGGGCACUGAGCCUAGAAUAUUGCACCUUUUCACAAUAUUCUAAUUUACUGAGAUUGUGGAUUUGGGGUUUUCAUGAGCCAUAAUCAUUGCACUUAUGACAAAUCAUGGCUUGAACUAUCUUGCUUUGCAUGUAAUGCGUCUAUCUCAUAUAUUAGUUUCUUUUUUAUGUUGCAUUACUGAAAUAAAUGAACUUUUGCACGAUAUUCUAAUUUUUCGAGUAUCAGCUGUAAAAUGGGCAACUGUCAUCACAUUUUCACCAGCUUUAAAAAAAAAAAAUAGUUUAUUACAAUUAAUCAAACUUAAUGAUUUUUUUUUUUUUAAAAACGAUCUGUAUUAAUUAAAAUAUAUAUAUUUUUUUUUUUUAUUUUUUUUAUUUUUUUUUUGACAGAUGCUAUUUCCCUUAGUUAUCUCACGGAGGAACUAUUUUAAGUCAUAUUUUGUUUAUCUGACCAAAUGCUGCGCAACCAGUGCCAGCUGUGUGCAAAGGCAAGUUAGAUUGAGCAUCAGUUGGUCAGAUAACAGUCGAAGCAGACCGAACAUGGCUGCUCAGCCAGAUGAAAUCAAAGUGAAAUUUUCUCAAAUUUAUAUACAUCAUUUAAAAAAAAAAAAAAAUCACUUUCAUCAAAUGUAAUCUUUAAAAAGCAAGAAGUGGGUGGCGGAUCCUGUCACUCACGGAGAGCAGACGCAUGUCGGCAGAGCUCCUGUGGCUCUGCUGUAAUAAACCGCAUCUUACACUUACACGCAUGCUGCAUUCCCCAGGAAUUUGAUACAGGAGCUUGGGAGUGAAUGGGGAAAAGAAGCUUAAAUUCCUGGCGGGAGAACAAUAUCGUUAACCUCCUAUAAUCGCGGCUUGACCGGAACCCAACCUUUUCUCCUCUGAGGAUGAACUUCUGGAUGCUCCUGAUCACAUACCCGACAUGAAAGGCCUUGGCACUCUACUACCAGAGGAAGACCUCACAGCACCAGUUAACAAGGGUGACUUUAAGGCCCUAUUGCAAAACAUCAGAGAACUUUUGAAUGCAGACCUGUCAGUCAUAAGAGAAGAAAUCAUGGCGAUGACUGCCGAAGUCCAGGUGACGGAGGAUGACUUUUCUUCUAUGACUCACAGGCAAACAGAUGCAUCAGAGAAGAUGAACCAACUACAGGCCUCCCACCAGGCCAUGCAGGCCAGAAUGGACGCCCUUGAUAAUGUGCAGAGACGCAACAACAUGAAAACCCAGAGCAUAGCCAACACAAUCAAUGGGCAAGAACUGUCACACUCUGUUCUGCGCCUAGUGGCCACUCUCCUACCCCAACGCCAAGCCAAAUGCAUUCAAAUCGACCACUGCUUCCAGCUGCCUAAACCGGCUAUGGCUCCAGCCGAUGCCACACAAGAUGUCCUGGACCGCUUUCCUCUGUUCCAGGACAAAACAGCUGUUCUGUAGGCUCUAACUCGCUUACGACCUCCACUUGGUCGCUUAUGUGAGACCCAUGGAGCUUUAAUAUUAAUCACACUAGUGAUCUCUGCGCAAACUUUGGCAUUCUCCUGCUGCAGGGCUUACCACACGUGCAGGGAUUUUACAAAAUCUCCACCUGAUCAUCACUUUAUUAUACCCCAUUAUUGCAGCACUUUUUAGACCAAGCACCCGCAUUUUAUUUCUUUCAUUCAUAUUAUUUUAAAAACAAAACCAAGCUAGUGUUUCGUAUUGUUCUAAAUAUAAAAGAUAAAAAUGUGCAGUUUUGUUCCGACACCUUUCUGCUUCACCCAAUGUUUUUACCCGUGUUUGAUUGGUAAUACUGUGUCCUUACUUGCAAAUGUAUUACUACUACUAUCUACUAUGCACAAUUAAAAAAAAAAAAAAAAAAGUGAAAAAUGGAUGACAGCUGUGUUUUGUGUUGACUUGGAAUUUAUUCUCUGUUGAGAAUAGCUCUAUUAUAUCAGGUGUCCUGUUUUUCUUUUCUCCUAGCUCUCGAAGCUGAUCUCAAUAAGAAGAUUUUUGGCCAGCAUCUGGCUAACAAUAUCAUCCUGCGGGCAUUAAAUGGAUUUUUCAGUAAUCCAAACCCUAAGAAACCACUUGCAUUAUCUUUACAUGGCUGGACCGGGACGGGGAAGAACUUCAUCAGUAAAAUCAUUGCAGACAACAUGUAUCCAUUAGGCAUGGAAAGCAAGUUUAUCCAUCUAUUCAUCUCCACCCUACAUUUUCCUCACGACAGCAAGAUCCAAUUAUACAAGGUACAUUAAGACACCCUCUGUAUUCACUUAUAUUUGUAGGUCUGAUUAAAGUAGGGGUAGAUUUCACGGGAUACUAUAGUUACCAGAACAACUACAGCUUAAUGUAGAUGUUCUGGAGAGCAUAAUCAUUCCCUUCAGGCAUUUUUAUGCAAACACUACCAUUUCAGAGAAAUGGCAGUGUUGACAUUGCCCCUAGACUCAAGAGUCUGGCACUCAGACUGCCACUAGAGGUGCUUCUUGGACCUGUGCUGCACAUGUGCAGCACUGACGUUCAUCUUCUCGUACUACUACUCAUUAGAUGGUCACUGGAGGUGCUGCUCAGUGUACAGCACUGCCGUUAAGUGUCUCCACGCUGUGCAUGGAGACGCUGAAUUUUCCUCAUAGAGAUGCAUUGAUUCAAUGCAUCUCUACGAGGAGGUGCUGAUUGGCCAAAAUAGCAUUUGGCCCUUCCCCAUCCCACCUCUUUGCUGAUUUCAGCCAAUCCAAUGCUUUCCCUAUGGAAAAGCAUUGAAUGGCUAAAAAUCGUACAUUCUAAUGAUGGCCCUGUCCCGAAUCUGCCUCCUUAGUGACAUUGCCGGUGGACCCGCGCAGACCUGAAAAUAAAGUAAGUUUUAACCCCUUCUAAUCGGUCAAGCCACCUAAAUGGUGGUUUUAACUUGCUUGCAUUCCAGCGUCACAAAUGCCCAGAGAACUUACUGCUGUAUAUAACCUGCAGAUACUGCUUUUGCUAGUUUACUUUUUCACAGAUGUAUUUGUUUAAAAAACAACCAUAAUGCCGUAAGCUUUUAUGUAGGUAACAAGAUAUGCUCUUUUAGCCAAAUUGGCAGUGCCUGUUUUUGUGCUGUGUGCUCAUCACUGGAAGUCCAGUAUGCAAUCACAGAAUGCCAGAACAUUGUCAAUGAUGCUUGCUAGAGCACCCAGCACCGCAAUCCACCACAUUUUAAAGGUUAAUAAACCCAUACUGUACUCUCCUGAUCCAAUGUCCCUUGGUGCUCUCCAAUUGUCUCCUCAUGUCACGCAGUAGGCACACGUUAAUGCUCAUGCGUGCCGAACAACGCAAUCGCAUUAGGCCCGCGUCAUAGGAAAGCAUUGCUGCAAUGCUUUCCUGUGGGGUUUUGCUUGGCUACGAACAUCCUCAUGCAGAGCGUCCUCAGGAAGUACCUCUAGUGGCUGUAGGGGAAGUUUUAACACUGCAAUGUAAUUAUUGCACUUUUUCAGAAACUACAUUAAUUAACAUUGCAGGGAUAUUGCACCAAGACCACUGCAAUGAGCCGAAAUGGUAUGGGUUCCUAUAGUGUUCCUUUAAAUAAGGGCCCAUAUUUGAUUUCACACAUUGAUGAUGCCAAUUUGGACUUGAGCACUGCACAAUAAAAAUACAGUGGGAUAUCUUCACUGAGAACACUUUAAAUUCCACUUUUGCAAUAAAGUCAUAUAAAUAUGAAAAUAUUAAAAGUAAUGGUUAUUUUUGCUACUUAUGUCCUAUAUGUAAUUUAUUCUUUCACACAAACAUAGUUAAAACAUGCAGACUGAGCAUGCUGUUGCUAUGGUACCAGAAGUGCCUUGGCUCACCUAAUGCAAGUAGUCCAUAUGUCCUGUAGUUGUUAUGGUGCUUGGCGUGUUCCUAUAACUCUAUUAGAUGUUAUAGUGUAUGGGGUAUGGGUUCGGUUUUAUUUAAUUGUAUAUAAUGAAGAAAAUCUCUAAACAAACAAGACAAGUCAUAUAACUCCCUGUCUUUGGCACAGGACCAGUUGCAAUCGUGGAUUCGUGGAAAUGUCUCCAAGUGUGAGCGUUCAUUAUUUAUAUUCGAUGAGAUGGACAAACUCCACCCAGGACUAGUUGAUGCAAUCAAACCAUAUUUGGACUAUUAUGAUCACAUAGAUGGUGUAUCCUAUCGCAAAGCAGUCUUCAUUUUCCUUAGGUAAGGGCUAAUAUAGGAUGUGGCAAUGCUAUUACCUCUGUAAAGCUGAUGUCUCUAAUCCUUUGUUCUCUUGCAACCAAAAUACAAAUGUCAUGGUCCCUGGGAGAAUAGAGCAUCUUUGGAAUCACACUACCAGUUGUUGGCUUCAUCAUGUACAUAUGUAAUUGUUUUGAUAUUGGUGCCUUCUAGAUGUAGAUUUAGAUCUAAUGUUUAAAGGGGAAAUGUCAACUGCACAACUCAAUAGCUAACUAAAGUUUUUGUAUUGGUUGUGUUUGGUUUUUAUAUUUCUGACUUUUUAUACCAUGUGUGAAACUUAGGUCAAGUCACAGCUUGGUAUACAGAGUAAAAUAUCAUGAACCAAAUUAUUCAGGUUUCUAGACAAGUAAAUGAAAAACCUUUCUUUUCUUUUAUAGAAAAUAAUGAAAUUAUAAAGUCAAAUCUCAACAACUAAAAUUUUAUAUAUAUAUAUAUAUAUAUAUAUAUAUAUAUAAUAUUUUUUAAACUACCUUAUCGACUCUCCUCUGUUUAUUUACCUUUUCUGGUUAUUCCCAGCCAGCCUGCACCUUUCACUUUCAGGCACAUCUUCUGCUUUUCAUGACACCCCACCCACCCCCACCCCCAUUUCUCUAUCAUCAGUUGUUUUAAGUGUUAAACUCUGUCAGAUUGAUUAGUAUUGCUUCAGACCUGAGGAAGAGAGGAAGCUCUUGAAAGCUUCUCUUUGAAAUAUUAUGUUAGUCCAAUAAAAAAAUAAAAAAAAAUUGCAUACUUCAAUACUCUGGUAUUUUGGCAUUUUAUAUACAGUAUCUCACAAAAGUGAGUACACACCUCACAUUUUUGUGAAUAAUUUAUUAUAUCUUUUCAUGUGACAACACUGUAGAAAUGACACUCUGCUACAAUGUAAAGUAGUAAGUGCACAGCCUGUAUAACAGUGAAAAUUUGCUGUCCCUCAAAAUAACUCCACACACAGCCAUUAAUGUCUAAACCGUUGGCAACAAAAGUGAGUACACCCCUAAGUGGAAAUGUCCAAAAGGGGCCCAAAGUGUCAAUAUUUUGUGUGGCCACCAUUAUUUUCAAGCACUGCCUUAACCCUCAUGGGCAUGGAGUUCACCAGAGCUUCACAGGUUACCACUGGAGUCCUCUUCCACUCCUCCAUGACGACAUCACGGAGCUGGUGGAUGUUAGAGACCUUGCACACCCCCACCUUCCGUUUGAGGAUGCCCCACAUGUGCUCAAUAGGGUUUAGGUCUGGAGACAUGCUUGGCCAAUCCAUCACCUUUACCUUCAGCUUCUUUAGCAAGGCAGUGGUCAUCUUGGAGGUGUGGUUGGGGUUGUUAUCAUAUUGGAAUACUGCCCUGUGGCCCAGUCUCCAAAGGGAGGGGGAUAAUGCUCUGCUUCAGAAUGUCACAGUACAUGUUGGCAUUCAUGGUUCUCUCAAUGAACUGUAGCUCCCCAGUGCUGGCAGCACUCAUGCAGGCCCAAACUAUGACACUCCCACUGCUAUGCUUGUAUACUUGUCUUUGUACUCCUCACCUGGUUGCCGCGACACACGCUUGACACCAUCUGAACCCAAUACGUUUAUCCUAGUCUCAUUGGACCAUAUGACAUGAUUCCAGUAAUCCAUAUCCUUAGUCUGCUUGUCUUCAGCAAACUGUGGGCUUUCUUGUGUAUCAUCUUUAGAAGAGGCUUCAUUCUGGGACAACAGCCAGGCUGACCCCCCCACCCCAUGAACCUCUGCAGCAAUGCUGGCAGCACUCAUACAUCUAUUUCCCAAAGAAAACUUCUGGAUAUGACGCUGAGCAUGUGCACUCAACUUCUUUGGCCUAUCAUUACGAGGCCUGUUCUGAACGGUACCUGUCCUGUGAAACCGCUGUAUGGUCUUGCCCCUCGGGCUACAGCUCAGUUUCUGGGUCUUGGCAAUCUUCUUAUAGCCUAGGCCAUCUUUAGAUGGAGCAACAAUUCUUUUUUUCCAGAUCCUCAGAGAGUUCUUUGCCAUGAGGUACCAUGUUGAACUUCCAGUGACCAGUAUGAGAGAGUGUGGGAGCGAUAACACCAAAUUUAACACACCUGCUCCCCAUUCACAUCUGAGACCUUGUAACACUUAAGAGUCACGUGACACCAGGGAGGGAAAAUGGCUAAUUGGGCCCAAUUUCCACUUAGGGGUGUACUCACUUUUGUUGCCAACAGUUUAGACAAUAAUGUUUGUGUUGAGUUAUUUUGAGGGAACAGCAGAUUUACACUGUUAUACAGGCUGUAUACUUACUACUUUUCUUCAGUGUUGUCACAUGAAAAGAAAUUAUAAAAUAUUUACAAAAAUGUGAGGGGGUACUCACUUUUGUGAGAUACAGUGUGUGUGUGUGUAAUAUAUAUAUAUCCACUAGAGGACACGUCCGUGUUCAUAGAACACGAAAAGUGUGUUAUACAACGCUGGACGUCCUCACGCUAUGUGAGGACCUCCAGCAUCGCCGAAAUCCCCAUAGGAAAGCAUUAUUCAGUGCUUUCCUAUGGGGAGGUCUAAUGCGCAUUAGGUCUCCCCCACUGCCGGCUGCACAUGCGCAAUAGGUCUCCCCCGCCGGCUGACUUCGGGGGAGGAGCGUAGGCAGAGCUGGAUCCAGUGCCAAGGGACAUCGGCGCUGGAUACAGGUAAGUCACUAAAGGGGGUUUUAACCCCUUCAGCAACUUGGGAUGGGAGAGGGGACCUGCAGUGCCAGGAAAACAGCAAAUUUUCCUGGCACUGGAGAGUCCCUUUAAGUUAGGGAAUGAAAUAUAGCUUACUUGCAUAAACAGGACUUGACCACUAGAUAUCAGUGUUUUCCCAUUCCACAUGAAUAUGGCUAGAGAGCAUUAUACACUGUAAAAUAAGUCACUCUCCGUCCUGUUAAAUCUCAUCUGUGUCCUUCUAUGACAAAUAAUAACUUUGGAACUUGCAGAGUAUUCUAGGUUGAUAGAGAGAAAGAAAUACAUAAUCUAGCAGCUGUGACAGCUGCCUUCAAGAGAAUUUUCCAAGGCAUAGUCAGAAAAACUCUUUUUAGAUAAGAGGUUGAGUGUGUCCCAAUUACAUUUUACACAGACAGCUGAAACGCAAACAAGUCUUACCUUCUUAGUAUCUCCACGUUCAUGCGCAUCAUGGUAAAACUGGCGUUGGCCAUUUUUGGCUUUCUUUGAAAAUGUAGUUGGGUAAAUAUUGACCCCUCCAAUUCACAACUACAGUAAAUGAGCUAGCAUGGUAAUUCAGACAAACUAUCUUGAGAAAAUUAAUUGUAUCCUGAAAUCUUCUGUACAUAGCGUGCCCUCACAAAUGCUCAAAUAAGCAGAACAAGACAAAAUACAACUGUGCAUAUAUUUAGAGAAGAGCCUGUGUUGUACUGUUUGUUUUCAUUUACCUCAUGUAACCAGAUUGUAAGUUCUCUUCAACUGUAAUGAGAUAAUAUAAAUAUAUUAUAUUUUUUAUAUAUAUAUAUAUAUAUAUAUAUAUAUAAAUAUUAUAGUAAUCUGGAGGGGGGGCAAUAGGGGAGAGUAUGUAUGCGUGUGAGCAUAGUACAACUACACUAAAUCGUAUUCUCCACAUUUGUUCAGCAAUGCAGGGGGAGACCUGAUUACUCGUAAGGUGCUGGAGUUUUGGAAAGAUGGGAAGAGCAGGGAAGAUUUGCAGCUUAAGGAUUUGGAAUCUGUGCUUUCUGUUGGUCUGUUCAACAAUAAAAACAGUAAGUGCAAUGCUAGGUGUUUAUAUAAAGACAUGGCCAGAAGUAUUGGUUCCCUUGCAUUUUAAAGUAACACUAUAGGAUUCCUGACCCUAUAACGUUAAAACCAACCAUUUAGCUCCCUCUUGCCCUUCUAAAUACAGCAGACUCUUACAUUUAUUCCAGUCUGCUCCUGCUGGCUCUGCCCCUGAUCUGCCUGCUUGGCUGACAUAAUCAGAAGUGGUGUUCUGCGCCACUCACAAUAGGAAAGCACUGGGUUGGCUGAGCUUGUCAAGUAGGCAGAUCAGGGGCAGAGCCAGCACCUGCCAAACAGUCUUGGACAAUCAACAUCUCCUCAGAGAGAUGCAUUUCAUCAAUGGAUCUCUGAGGAAAGUUUUUAGUGUUUGCAUGCAGAGAGUGGAGACACUAAAUGUCAGUUCCAUUGUACAGCACUGCCCAAUUUAGUAGCUAUCUGAGGAGGCUAGUGGAGGCAUCCCUAUGCUGUAAUGUAAACACUGCCAUUUCUUUGAAAAAAACAGUGUUUACUGCAAAAAGCCUGAAGGGAAUGACUAUACUCACCAGAACAAAUACAAUAUGCUGUAGUUGUUCUGGUGACUAUAGUGUCCCUUUAAUCAAAUGCUGUAAUGUACCAUUCGCCCUGAACUCCAGCUGGAAGUUACCAAAAUGAAUGUUGAUGAGCCACAGUCCUUCUGGGAGAAUGUUCUCUGGACAGAUUAAACAGAGAGCUUUUUGGCAAGUUCCAACUCCUGUUUAAAGAAGGGAAAAAGGUUUAAAAAAAAAACUCCAUCCCUAUUGUAAAACACGGAGGGCUCAGUGAUGGGUGCACACAAUCUGUGCAAGGCAUGAUGAAAUCCCAAGACUAUCAAGGCAUUCUGGAGCGAAAGCUGUGUCUUAUUUGCAGGUCAUGCGUCCUUCUGUGGGUUAAGACCUGAAACAUACUUUAAAAAGCCCCCAAUAAUGUAAUGAAAUAAAAUAUUGGACCAUUCCGAAAUAGCCUUCUAUGUGUCCAGAUCAGUAUUGCAUCGAACAUCUGUGAAUAAAGAAUAGUGGAUGCCAUAUACUUUUUGUCAGUUUUACAUGCAGAGAAAACGUGCAUUUUGUUAAAAAUGUGAAAGGUUACCAAUACUUUCUGCAACAUCUGUAUAAGCUAUAUAAAUGUGGGGGGUUUUUUUUGUUUUUUUUUCCAUUGUUUUUAUUUUGCAUUUUUGGGUAGUCUAUUUAUGUAGUAAAUCAUCACAAUAAACCCCGAAAUAUGUUGAUGGUAAAUGCACUUCUGCUAAGACUGUUCUUGCUUACUUAGUACUUAAAUGACUGUGCUAAAACAGACUCUUCCAAUGAUGUCCACAUGUUUUGUGAAUCUAGAUAAUUAAUACUCCCUGCAAAGAUCCACCGACUGUUUUACAUGCCAUAAUUAUUAAGUGUAGGGACGUUACUAGGUACAAUAUCUAGGAGUGUGUGAAUAUAAUAAGAAUAAAAUAAUCCAAAUAAUCAAAUACCAUUGUCCUUUGCUAUUUUCUACAGGUGGAUUUUGGCACAGCACUCUGAUUGAGAAGAAUCUGAUAGAUUUUUAUGUUCCCUUUCUGCCACUGGAAUUUAGACACGUGAAAAUGUGCGUGAUGGCAGAGCUGAAGGAACGAGGCUUUGAACCUGACGAGGGUCUUGCAGGGGAAGUGGCCAAGGAAUUAACAUAUUACCCAAAAGUGGAAAAACUGUUCUCAGACAAAGGUUGCAAAACCGUGUCAUAUAAACUAGACCUCUAUGUCUAACAUCUACCCAGUGCCAUUGCCACAAGCCUACUCCUUUUUUGAUGCCUUUCAUGUGGACAUGUAGCAACUGCCACGUGAUUUCGGAUUUUUUUUUUUUUUUAACAUUCCUUGACUUGCACCGAUUUAAACAUUUUUAUAUUGACUCUUGGAAAUGAUCACUUUUGACUGAUUUUUCUAUUUACAUCAAGUGGCUGUUACUUUUAUACUAAGAAUCCUCAUGGAUGCAUCAGAAUUUACUUUAACUGUGCCUUGUUCUGUCCUGAUAAUUUGCAAAUGAGGUGGUGGACCCUUAUGACAAUUUCUCGUUGGGCGGUGUCACUUAACUGACUUUGAGUGGUUUUUUUGUCCAGCCCCCACCCACUUUCCAAAUGACCGAAAGACUCCAGUAAGGGCAUCUGGAGUCAAAAUUUCUAUUUUUCAUUGUUUGUUUUGUAUUAUUUUAAGAGGAAUCUUCUUGACCCACUGUCUUGGUCUGUAGUUCAUCCUCAUUCAAUUAUGGGAAUACCCGACGCCAAGUGAUUCCAACACUGCCAAAAAUUCAGUUUUACAUGGUUACUUAAUCGUAGCUAUUUGGGAGCAAAAUUUUUAUAAAUCUGGCUCAGUCACUUAAUGUUAGUUUAUAAAGAGCACACAUUACUAGUAAAUUAUUGAAAAUGAAAUGUUAACUGCUCAAGGUUCCAAAGUCAUCGGGGGAUUUGAAUAUUCAAUUUUUAAAAAAAGUAUUUUUUUUAAUGCUUAAAUCUGUAGGAGAAAUUAUGCAAAAUAAUUUAAACCAUUUUUCCAAUUUUAAUUGUUGGGUGAAAUGCUUAAUCAAUUUAAAAGUUCACUGUCAUCCUCAAAACGUAGAUGACAAGGUCAGCUUAAGAUAUGUAUAUAAGUCUAGUCUAUAUCUUGUUUUGCAGCAUGAAUGAAAAUAUGACUUCUGAUUUCUCCAGUAUGACCACUGCAAAGAAUGUAAGUGCAUCAGUCCACACUGGUCACUGAAGCAUUUCACAAACGCCAUCUUGCAGAUCCUGAUGAGCACUUAGGAUGAAAUAUAAGCCUUUGCUGACUGAUGCACACACUUGCAAUGGGCAAAAUUAGUUUGGUAUUAAAAGUAAAAAAAUAAAGAACAGUACAAACCGAAUGUAAAACAUUGUCAAGCAUUGAAUAUAUGAAAAACAGCAAGUGUGAAAAUGGUGCUGUAAAUAUAUUAAACGUAGCCGCAACCGUGCCCUGUGCCUUUAAAUAUAGACGUGACUUAAUUAAAACAAUAAAAAGUUGUAAAGAAACACUUGUAUAAGUGCUCUGUGUUUGAUGUGAUCACCACAACUCUUUGUGAUUAAGUAGUUACAUAAGUAAUGGUC
Messenger RNA from Pelobates cultripes (western spadefoot toad), 51304 nucleotides. Lineage: Eukaryota; Metazoa; Chordata; Amphibia; Anura; Pelobatidae. The record is from the annotation of a GenBank genome assembly.